CGGCUCGUCGUCUGUGUUAUUAUGUUAUUAUGUGUGCGGCGUGAUUAGCUGUUGGUCGUUCGUUGUCGUUUCCUGCCGUCUAGCUCCGCUGACGUUUUUUCCUUCGUACGACUCCUGUUCUAAGGUGUUCGUUAUUUCGAUUUAUUUUCGUCAAUUCCGGACCCCGGUCCGCUGCACAAUUUCCGUCGUCUUCUAUCUAUUCGCUCUGUCUUUUUCACACGAUUCGUGUUCAUCUUUCGGUCACGGUUUUCUCCGUCCACCCUUGCACCACAAAUGCAACCCCGUAUUAACGUCAGCCGACGACUGUUUUAAAAGGAACGUUCACACGACCACCGGCGUCCAUCCGCUUUCCAUGUACCGUAACGAUACCAUAGUAUAAUCAGGACGGUACCUAGUGUACGGUCACACCGCGAUUGACCAGAGUACAGUGCCAAGUUCGGUGUCUUUAUUCUCUACCAUGGCCGAGAAAUGCGUCAAGACACCCGCCACAGGUACUCGACCGGUGCCAAUGAAGCUGUUCGCAACUUGGGAAGUUGACCGCACACCAGCCAAUUGUGUACCCAGGUACCCAUUUAAUUCGUUAUUAAUUUCAUUAUAAUUACUUAACAUCCUGCAAUUGCUUCGGGUAAGGCAUUAAUUUACCAUAAAAUAUUGUGCAAUUAUUACCUAUUUUGUACUUGUACCCCAUAUUCGGUUAGUUUCUAUAAUGUAAGUACCCAUUAAAAAUAUAUUGUCAAUUGAUCGGGUGUUGACAAAAUAUAGACCUUAAUAAUAAAUCGUUAAUUUGAAAGGUACCAUUUAUCAAUUUAUGUUUGUAGGUACUAAUUAUGAACAUCUUAAUUGUUGUUCAAUUUUUGUCAUUGAAAUGAAUUUGUAAUUAACUAUGUUUUUAAUAAUUACACAUGUAUUACUUUUUCAGAAUAGGUACCUAUUUAUCUAUAUUAUUAAUUUUAAUAGUUCUAACUUAGUUAAUAGGUAGACAAAUUGUAACUUUAGGUAAUUGUCUAGAAUUUAAAAAAUACUGUCUCUAUGGUUUUAUAUGACAAUUAGGUAGGUAUUUAUAAAGUUUACUUCAAUUUAGACUUAAUUAGCAAAAAUUGCUGUUAAAAUUAGUAGGUACCUACCUAUGUUUUAGGUAUUGUUUAAAUUGUGUUAGUGUAUGUAUAGUAUUUUGUUGAAGACACCAUUUAAUUAUUAUUACUACAGAAUUUAUCUAUGUCAAAGUUUUAAUGUUUAAAAGUCUGUGUACUCAAUAAAAAAAAAAAAAAAAAAAAACAUUAUUUAUAAUUUGUUACUUUUAAAUUAUACUUGAAAAUCUUGGGUAAUUGGUUUUGGGUAUUAAAUACAAUUUCAAGAUAGUGAAAUCUAGAGUGAAAUCAUAAUAAUAUUAUAAUGUAUAGUAAUAAUAAGUAAUAAAUGUCUCAAUAAAUGCAUUUCCUAAUAGUCACAUAAUUAUUUUUUAAUUAUUUAAUUGAUAUUUUUGGUGGAUUUACUAAUCGCAUAUCAAGUUUUACGAUACAAGCGUAUUUAUCUACAUAUUUAUUGGUUAAUAAAAAAAAAAUGAUUUGGUGUUCAUCAAUUUUAAAAGAUAGGGAAUUAUUAAGUAUUUAAUGUUUGAACAAUUUCAGUUUUAAAUGAUAAAUGAAUCAUAAUCAAAAUAACAAAAUAUGAAUCAAUAAAGUAAUAUAGGAAUUCCAUUAGGUAAUUGUAUUAAAAUUAAAAUUCAGAUUACAUAAUAAUAUUAUUUACUGAUAUAUUAAGUUUAAUUUUAGUAUCAUUAAUUUUAAAUAACUUAUAUUUUAAUAUAUUAUAAUUAUUAAAUAUCUAAUCAUUGAUACAUAGUAUGAUAGAAAGCAAGUUAUUUUAAUAUUUUAUUUCUGACUCAUCUAUUCACAGUUAUGCGGAACGAUUAACGACUAGAUAUCUACCACACAUUAGUUUUUUAUGAAUUGGUAAUGCAAUGCCAUCUUUGGGAAUUCGCUAGAAACACUUUCAACACCACACAACAUUUUACCAAAAUUGGAACAAAUUAAUCUUCAGUGAGAUAAACCGUAUAAUGCAAUAUAGAGAUUAUUAAUAUCUCGGUGUACCUAUCAUAAUUACAAUUUAUUAAUUGAAUAGGUGUAGGUAUUUAUUCAACUUAAAGUGUUUGAAGUACCUAGCUACUCAUUGAUAACAAAAUUGAAUGACAGAUAUCUCAACUUCAAAAACAGAUAUCUGGUUUUGAUUUAAAUAAUUAUGACUUAGUUAAUAUCUAAGCUUCAUGUAAAUAGAAUAUAUUAUCCAAUUAAAAAUAGUGGUGUUGUUGGUGUUUUUUUCUUUUACAAAAUUUAAAUAAUAAUUAAAAUCAAUGUUGUUUUUAAAUAGGUACCUUACUAAUAUAUAAGUAAGAAUUUUUUAAUUAUUGUUUAAAUAGAAAUUUCUAUACAAAUAAAUAUAAUAUUAUCAUGUAACGGGUAUAUUGCAACUGUUUUAAAAUUAUCCAGACAAUUAUAUAGAUACAUAUUUUUAUGUAUAUUAUGUAUUUAGUACUAUUUACAACUACCAUUUUACAACAACCAAAUAUUUUUUAAAGACAAAAUUUACCUACCUACAUUUAUACAUUUUAAUUUCAUAUUACCUACUUAUUAAUAACCAAAUUAAGUGUCUAUAUUUAUUAUAGCUUGUACUAUACAUGUAUGAAAUGUAUGGUCUAAACUUAUUGUUAUUUUUUUUUAUUUUUACAACAAUUGUAAAAUGAAAAUGUUGUAUUUAUUAUAACUAUGUGAAAUGUACAGCAUAAGAAAUGGCCCCUUGCCAAAACAGACAUGUUUUUGUUAUUGUUGAUUCGUGUAACUAUCUUUUACUUUUUUGGUUUUAUUUUUAGGUAGGUACCUAUAGUUACCAUUUGGCAUAAAGUAGUGAAACUUAAAAAUAUAAUUUAACUAUUUAUAUAGGUAAACUUGGUAUUACAUCAUUGGAAAUAUGUUUAGCAUGUAAAUCUAUGAUCAACAAUUAAGUAUAUGUUUCUGUGAAUUUAAAUUGUACAUAGGUAAACAUAUUUUAAACCUAUAUACCUAUUUCUGAUUAUGAAUUGUUAGAAGAAAAAAAAAACAGUAGAAUACAGUUAAAUAGUUUCAUUCCAUUAAUGUUCUAGUUGUACAUUGCUAAGGUCAUUGGCACAAUUAAAUAAAUUAAAUAGUAUGUGAAAUGAUUUAUUUCGGAAAUAUUCAUAAAUUAGUAAUAUUCAAAAUACAUGAAUGAAUAAAAUGUAUACAUUUUUAUUUAUGUUUCAACAAAUAAAAUAAUAAAUAAAGAUGACCAACGUGUUAUAAAGUAAUAUACACAAUUGUUAAUUACCAGUAUUUAAUAUUAAUUGUAAUCAAACAAAAGUAAUAAUAAUAAUAAUAAUUGUAUAAAUAUAUAACAAUUCAAUAUUUUUUCACAUUUUUAAUCGCUAUAAUAAUUAUAACUUUAUCUCCAAACAAUGUGUUUAAAUAUAGGCAAAUAAUAAAAUUAAUAUUUUCUAAAAGGUAAUACAAAUAAAGUUUGUAGUGAAAUAUAUAUUACAGUAUAUUUAAUUUCCAUAAAAAGCUAUCAAUGAAAUAAUUGAAUGUAGAUUUUGUUGUUGUUUGCGGAUGUAUCGUUCUGCCUGUUUGUGACGUUUUCAGGACUUUGGUCAUAGGAAAACGUUUUUAGGUAGAUUAUUAUAACAGAAAAUAAAAAUUGACUUUUAAUACUUUACCCAACUCUUUAUGACGUACUCUAAUAACUAUUGUAAUAGGUUUAUAAACUAAAUUUGAUUCAUUAUACCCCCAAAAACGGCGUGUUAGAUCCGUAAGUAAUGCAUAUUAAUUGUACGGAUCGAUGUUUACAUUGCUGCAUAAUUAUUUAAAUAUAACGUAAAAUAUCCCUUCGUCUAAUUCAGUUCAUAGAUGAUUAUUAAAAUAACAAUUCUAAAUGCUUUAAAAACUGGUGGAGUGACAUUCGACCCAAUCGAAUGUAUUUCAGUUUAAAAAGUAAAUAAGAAGUAACAUAAGUGUGGCUUCGAUAGUGCGAAAAUGGGAGAAAAAGACCGAAAUGGUUUGGGCAUAUCACGAAGAGAGAGGAAACUGAAAAAAGAACAUUGGAGGAAAAAGGAGAGGAAGACCGAAAAAGAGGUGGUUGGAUGCAAUUGUGUAUAAUAUGAGGACGGCGUGUGUAUGUGAGGACGAUGUGAAUGAUUGGGUCAAGUGGAAGUUUAGACUAGAGUGGCUGAACCCAAAUAGUUGGGAUAAAAGCGAAAGAGAAGACCUUCAUAGACACGAGUCGGGUGUAAAAAAUAUUCGAAAUAAUUACCGUAUUUUUUUUUUCCCAAAGAGAAAAAAUAUUAUGUAGGUGCGUUUUGUGCACAGGCGCAAAUAACUCUAAUUUUGUUGGAAGGAGGGGGCUCAAGUCCCCAUUAUAUUAAUAAUGUAUGCUUAGUAUUUUUACUCGAUGUGAAUUUAAUACUAGGGGAGCUUAGUUUUUUCUUUUUGGGGGGUAGGGGAAAUCCCCAAUUUUUAAGCCAAUGGUUUCAUCGUAUAAUAUUAAAAUGGAAACUUUAAACGAACGUUUACGAUUCUGUGGCACGUCACGACGAGAUAUUUGUUAUCUUUAUCAUUCACGCGUGUAACGUGUAGCAUAAACAGUUUGGUGCAGAUCGGUCAUAAAAAAAAAGUUUAGAGCAAAACCACCUAUAUAAAAAGUGUUCACGUAAACAAUAUUUUUCCAAAGAAAUCUCGUACACUUUGUGUAUAUUUUUUCUUCUCUUUUUUUUUAAUAUUUAAUGUUACACCUAAUAAUAAUGUAGUCUUCGAUUGCAAUAUUAUUUUUAGAUUUAAUUCGUUCAAGCAAUGUUUCAAACCAGAUUUUGAAACGUGUGUUUAUAUAUAUAAAAAAAAUAAAAUGUAUAUAUUAUUAUUUUAAUUGAUCACUAUCAUACGAUGAGAAAUCCUUCGAAAAUAGUAUAUUUUUUUUUCAUAAGCAUUUUAACUUCUUAAAACCGUUUCGUAUUAAUAUUGUUUUAAUAUCAGCUGAUCCGCGCGGACUCGUAUUAAAAUAAUGGUUGUAUUUUUAGAGAUAGUCAAUUUCGACGCGUCAUCCUAAAUAAAUGCGUAUUGUUUGUAAUAAUCAAAAGAAUAUAUCAAAUAUUACCUAUAUAUUAAAAGGGUAAAUAAAGGUUUGUUUCUCGACAAAUCAUUAAUCAAACAUAUAUAUGAAGCUCAGUCAUUUGUUUAGGCGCAUCCCCGUGUAUGAUGUUCUAUAUUACUUACGUCACGAAAUGUCUAUUGUUUAUCAUGGCAAUUAUUAUUAUUAUCGAGUCCUAUUAUUCGUGGGGUGGGGGAAGAGGGAAAUCGUCUUAUCAAAUAUUUGAUAAAUCACUCUUUCCACCGCAGAGUUAACCCCCCGGGAACGUCAUUUGUUCGGAUUUUCACAAAAAUAAACGUUAUAGCGCUUCUGGUCGUAUUAUUUUAAAGUAGGUAGCUAUAAACAAACAAAAAAUUCCUCUUAAUAUUGGUGUGCACUACUUGGUCGCGUCAUUAAAACAAUAACGUCCUUAAUUUAGCGGCAAGACUUCUGUGCACUUAUAUAUUUUCAUACAGUUAAAUGGGCCAGCGCAAUUUAAAACGAGAUAUAGAUACAAUUUAUUUAUUUAUAUUUAUACAGCACCGUCAGUCAAGACCCACUGGGUAAUAAAUGAAAUACUCAAGUCCGUUGCAUUGUAUUUAUAAUACUCGAUUGUUACAAAUAAAAACACUUUUGGUGUACGAUAAAUAAAAAGCUCGAGUAGGUACCGAAAUACUUAAUUCAUAAUAAUUGUUAAUAUAAAUUUACUUUUCAAGCAUGCCAGUAUCUAUGUAUACAGGAUGAAUUCACUAAGCGUGCUAACCCCAUUUCUUUGGGUAAUUUUGCAUGUAUUCAAAUUUUGAUUUCUAGAAUUUUUAAUUGUGUUUAAAACCGAUAUUUUCGUAUACUUGGAUUUUUCACAACAUUUAAUGAGAAUCCUGCGGCGAUACCAACUUUGGUUUUUCAAAUAAGAACCCUACUGAUGUAUUAAAAAUAAUUAAAUAGACGCAAUAUUACUUAAAAUAAAGUUUUGGUGUUAACAUUUUUGAUUUCCGUCAACCCGUUAAUGAGAUAUUCCACUUUAAAGUUAAGCGUAUCAUUUGUGUGGCGGUACGGCGCGCGGCGUUUUAUUGGUGCUCCAAUAUUCUCUCCUUACCUUAAAUUAAAAGUGAAAUAUCUCGCCAACGGGUUCAUGGAAAUCAAAAAUUUUAACACCAAAAUGUAUUUAAAAUAAUACUCCGUCUAUUUAUAGAAUUUUCAGUAUAGGUUAUCAUUUGAAAAAUCAAAGUUGGACUUGCUACAGGAUACUGCUUAAAUUUUGUGAAAAAUCUCAGCUAAGUAUUUGAAAAUAUGCAAAAUUUAACCAAAAAAAAUGGGGUGAGCACGGUUUCGUGCUUAAUUUGGUUGAAAAUAAUCGUAGAAACCUUAAUUUUGUAUAGAAUACUUAUAAUACUAUUAUUUUCUAUAAGUGGUGAAAUUUUUGUGUAUCGAUAGAUUUUAUGUGGAUAAAAUUGUUUGGCCGAACAGAAAUGCUUGACAAUUCAACACCAGGUUCAUAUAAGUUGUUUUUGUUUUGUGGUAAAAAAAAAAUGUAUGUAAUGAUGGGUUUUUUUUUUGUAAGCCUUUUAAGAUCCAAUUUUGACGAAAAUCGUAAAAAUUACUAUAUUUAAAAACAUGUAUAUCCGAAUUUCGCAUAAAAUGAUUUGUUGUUGCGCACAGAAAUGAACUAAACUAUUUUAUAUAUUCUACUUUUCCAACUUUCCACCUUUAACAGUUACACACCCGUCUUCUGUAAUACCUUUUUUUUCUUUUCCUGAAAAUAUUUUAAAAUUGGAGCUGUUUAGUAGUAUAUUCUACAAAGCCCUUCAAAUUAGAAUUUAUAUUUCACGCGGACCUCUGCUGGGAAAAAGUGAUAAUAAUUUAUGAUAUUUUCGGUAAUAAUUUGUAAAGGUUAAAUGCGUGCGGGUUCAAGCCAAAACAGUUUAACGCUUUUGUGUCAAUAUAAUAAUGUUAUAUACUCGACUAUUUUCGACUAUAAUGGGAAAUUUACAAAUAAUACGUGACCUUUAUUCUAAUGUACCUAUACCGGCUAUAUCUUAUAUUUUUUUAGUCAUUUAACGAGGUUAUGGGUUACGGAAUUUUAAAGCUAUAUUAUAUUAUGCAUGUGCGUUUUUCCGAAACGUGUUCUAUUCCGUAAAAAAUCAAUAGAUUCUUCGGUUCACUUCACAAUUAUAUAGAAAUAAUAUAGCUUAUGCUGUUGACAGGUAUGCCGCUGUUGUUGGUGGGAAGUUGAGUGUUGGAUAUAUGAAAAUGAUUCAUUUGUAUCCGUAUACGAUGUUAAAUCAGUGUUAACGAAAACCGAUUUUGAUUGGGCUCGGUUAAGCAAUUCUUUACAAUGAAUCAUACCAACAUAUAAUAAUUUAUGAAUUAUAUCGCCUUCGGUUGAACUUGAUGUUUUGAAAUGCCGUGAUUUUUAUGAGUCCAUUAAAAUUUUAAACUACAACUAUCUAUAUAAGUUGUAGUUAUUCACAUAAGAACCUAGUGUUAAAAUGUCGAGCUAAGCUACCUUGAAAAUUUCUCAACAAUUUCUGAAAUGCUUGUACCAGGUGAUCCAUUUAAGUGGAUACACUAUCAUUAUUUCGGAAAAAAUUAACUUUUUUCGGAAUUUGUUUUCUAUAACAUUUAAGAAACAAGCAGCUCUAUAUUACAAUUUUUUGUUUAUGACAAAAAUAAUUUUGUCACUCUUAUUUUUGGGGGUAAAACCACUAUAUACUUUUGAUUUUCAAUUGACAACCUAUGUUAAAAAGUUCAAAUAAAGAUGGAGUAUUAUUUAUAAUAAAUUUAACUGUUGAAAUAUUUAAUUUCUGUCAAUCCGUUGACGAGAUAUUUCAUUUUUAAGUUUGGGUUGGAGGAGAGUAGUGGAGAGUUGUGUGACGGUACGGUAUACGGCGUUAUAAUGCAUCACUUCUCUCUUCUUAAAACCUAAACUUAAAAAUGAAAUAUCUCGUCAAUGGAUCGAUGGAAAUAAAAAAUGUCCACACUGAAAUUUAUUUUAACUAAUAAUCCAUUUAUUUAUGGAUCUUUUAAUAUAGGUUGCCAUUUGAAAAUCAAAAGUAGAUAGUGGUCUUACCUUUAAAAAUAAGGGUGACAAAAAAUGAAUGUAAAAUUGUAGAGUAGCUUGUUUCUUAAAUAUUCUAAAAAACGAAUUCCGGAAAAAGUUAAUACCUUUUCAAAUAAAUAAUUUAAAUGGAUCAUCUGAUAUGUAUAAAUGACUCAAUAAUCACUAGAAUGUUUUGGAAAUUUUACCACGUUUAUAGAAAAAGGCUAAUAUAAGGUAAUCUGUGAAAAUUGCAGAUCCCUACGAUUAGUUUUAACCGCAUUAUGAUAACGAUAAAAAAGAAAAUAGAAAUAAUGAAACCUUUCGGUGGCGUGAAUAUUCUAUUUUUUCCCAAUAAUGAAUAUUAACCGUGCACGGAAAAUAAUCUCCCCGAUGCAACGACUAGACGAAAUUUGAUUUUAGAAAAGACGCUAUACACUCGAAAAUCCGACAAAAUGGCCUACAUAGUUAGAAAAGUCGUUCACAGAUCGGAAAAUAAAAACCCCUAUCACAGAGUAAAACCAACGCAUGCGUUUCUCGUUGAGCUCGGAAAUUUAAAAAAAAAAAAUAAUAAUAAAAAUGUUUAAAUAAAUUCACGUGCCCACACGUAGAUACGUAAUAUCAAUAUCUUCCCGUGAUUCAAUUACGUUCAAUUUACCGUACACGUAACAUAUUAAUAAUGGUUUUUUUUUUUUUUUUCUUACGGAUUUUACGCCGUUCAAUUCGUUCCUUACAGGAACGGGAUCUGCUGCCACUGCUGCCGCGGUAAUGGCGCGGUGUGUCGUCAGUGUACGACCGCACAGUCUGUCCGGGUACAUUUUUAUACAUUAUUGCGUCGUCUGGUGGAAAUAAUUUGGUCGCGAACCAUUUGUCACAGUAUCGCGAUACGGUUUAACUUAAUUUCCCAAUGGAACACUUUCACUACUCAUAUAUAUAUAUAUAUAUGUAUAAAUAUUCCGUUUCACACAUAAUACGCCUAUAUAGGUAUACAAAAAAUAUACAAUAUUAUUUUAUUUAUUACGCCGCGUAUUAUUAUAGUAUUGUGUUGUUCCGGGUACGGUUUUCCGUACACCCGGUCUCGUAUUAUAUUAUAUUAUGUUGAAUGAAAGUGUGUUUUUUAACUGUUACAUUUUUUUUUUUUGUUUUUUUUUUGUUUUUUCCGUUAUGUCAUUCAAGUGGGUUGUUUCCGUACGAAUUUUUUGUAGUUUCGGGCGGAAUGCCGUGCCGCGUAUUCAAAAUGCUCGUGUGUAACUGUCACGGUACAAUUUAUAUAGUUCGUUUUCAUCAAUUCGCGCGUGCUCGCGAUUGUAAAUUUUUAAUUCGCGCGUCGUCGUCGCCACAAAAUAUUAUACGGAGAAGAAAAAACAUAUAAUAAAUAUAAUAACGCGACCCUCGUCAAUUUCGUUUUAAUCGUUAAUUUUUAUUAUAUUGUAAUCACGCGUUGAAUGUGUAAAAACGAGCUAGUAUAAAAAAAAAUUGAAAUUUUACCAAAGUAAUUAUUUGUUACUAUCGUAUUAAUAAUAUUGUAGUAGUGUAAGCGGAGUGUUCUCGUAUAAUACUGUUUAGGCGGUUAACCAUAAUUCAUUUAUUGCAAAUUUAUGUAAAAACAAAAAAAAAAUCCCGUUGAAAAUGUACAAUCAUUUAUUUGCUAUAAUAAUAUUUUUAUUUUCUUGGUAAAAAUUGUAAUUAAUCAAAAACGACGUAAUAUUGCUCAAUAAUAUUUUAUCGUGUAUAUAUAGGUACUAUUGUAUUGUGUGUUGAUGUUGUCACGUUCAAAAAAACUAUCAAAAUAAUUUUUUUUUUUCAGAAAGGUUUUUCUUUUUACAAAUGACGUGAAUAACAAUAUACGUCCUCGUCAGCGGCAAAAAAAAAAAAAGAGAGACCGCGAAAAAAAAUUAUAAUUUAAUUCGAGUUCUGUAUUAUUAUUAUAUAUUUGCCUAAAUAAUAAUGCGAAAGAAUCGAGCAAAACGCGAUAAGUUUUCUGAAAGUCGAUGAUGACGACGGAGACGGGGGUAUAUAUAUAUAUUAUAUAGGUAUAUAUUCAAAACCGCCGUAAUUUUCUUUAAAACGAUUUCGUGACUAUAUUAUAAUAUUAUACAAGAGAAAAUGUUCGCUUCUCGAACAAAGGGAAAUUUAGUUAUAUAAAUAUAUAUAUAUAUAUAUGUAUAUGAAUAUUUUCCAUUAUUUUUUUGCCCCUGUACCCCUGCGCGAAGGCGUUAAAAACUUGUCAGAUCAAUGUGGCUUUUUUUUUUUUACCGACUCGUAUAUAUUUAGUUUUUCGUGGCUAUGGCAACCUUCACACGAAACACAGUUGUAAUAGCGCUGCAGGUAUAAUACCUAUUAUACUUACCAACGUAUAAGUACAAUGUGAUUGAAAUGUUUGAAACUUUACGGACAUCACGUGCGUUUUAUUUUUAUAUAUCGUGUUACGCAAUCUUAUUUUAUUUAAAAAAAAAAAAAAAAAAAGGCUGUAAAUGACUACGGCGACGUCAUAUAACAAUCAUUAUUGAUUUCGGGAUCAACAGGCUAAAUACGGACUAAACACGCACGUACACCGGUGUAGCAUAAAAUAUUCUGUUCUGUGUACAUACUAUAUAUAUAUAGUUUAUUGUAUUAUUUCGUUUUUUGUGAUAAUUAUCGUGUCACGCGAAAAGUCCUUGGCCGGUAGCCGGACAGUGCACUCUUUUAAUUAUUAAUAAUAAUAAUAUAAUCUAUACUAUCCUUCCCCCUUUCCCUCACUGACCACAGAUGCUGGGCAGCAACCAGUCGUAUAUAGUUAGUAUAUACUAUUGGUGGGUUAGGUUGGAUUGGCUAUAUUGGUAUCUAUAUAAUAUCAUUAUAUCAAUGAAAUCUAUAAUACUAUACGUAUAAGAAAGCGUGAUGUUUAACAGUAAAAUUUAAAAUAUAUAAAUACCGUGCAUAAGACCCGACUCGUACUCAUAAAAUACAACAAUGAACACUAAUCUGUUACGGAUUUUAAAACACACUGCAGCCGCGAAUAUCUAUAUAGAAAUGUUAUUAUGUAGGUAGGUUUAUACGUAAAUACAAGAAGUUUUUACCUCGGCCGAUGCUAAAAAAGUAAGGCAAUGUGUUUCGUUUCCACGGGUUUAAAUAAUAUAUAUUAAGUACAUAUUAUAUUAUAAUGUCUUGUAACAAUAUGGAUAGAAUAUACCUUUUGGUUUUGAACCUGCUGUACGUCAUAGGUGUACGCGACUGCAACGUUGUAUAAAGAUAAAUAUUUAAAAAUAUCUAAAUAAAGACAAAUAAUCAACAACUUCUUUCUAGAUUAGAAAAAAAAAGAAUAUAUAAUUGUGUUCAUUACGUAUGUAUGAAGUUCUAAAAGUAAAGUUAAAAUAUACCGAAUUUGGUACCUACACACAUACAUACACACGUUAAAAUAUCAAAAAGGUCGUGUUGUUGUUGUUACUUGAUAACUUAUUUAUUUAGCCAUUUUAAUAUAAAUUAAGUAUUCUGCCUAUUUUAUUAUUUCUCAUAAAUAUAUAAAUUACCUAUGAUUUAAAAAUGUUUAUCUAGAGAUGAUUAAAUUAUAUAUCUUUUAUGUAUAACUUAUUUCUCGUUAUAAGAGUCGCAAUACAAAGACUAAAAGUGUGAUGAGAAUAUAACAAUAUGUGAGAGUAUAUACAAAUAAACGGAAGGAGAAGAUUAUAAAGAGGAAAUGGGGGACUUAGUUUAAUGAUUGUGUUAUUAAUAAUUACCUUCUGCCUAAUGUUAGGAUGGUUUCAGAGUCGAAAGUCCGAGAAUGGUGACGAAAUUAAUAAAUAAGGAAUACAAUUUGUUUUAUACCUACCCACGGUGUUGGAACGCAAGGGUUAUCUGGAAUUGUCCUCAUCCGAUCUUGGAACCUUUGGAUGGCAGCGAUGAAAACUUAAUUAAAAUAUUCUAAUUUAAGUAUUUAAUACUCUGAAACUGCGUACACUCAAAUAACUAAUAUGUUGGUAUUUAAAUUACUAUUGAAAAAGGGCUAAACCAUUCAAGGAAAUUAAUGAAUAUAUGACACAUGAGUGAUUAGAUGCUAAAAGUCGGAGCUAUAUAGCUAUCGAGCUAUAUUGAUCUCGGCGGAGUUCUCAAUGGAGUGAUCGUAGAAGGGAUUUCUCGAGCGGCCAAUAAAAAUAAUGCUAUGAAAAAAAAAUCGUUAUAUUUUAUGAAUUUAUGAGGCCCCGUUGGCCUUUGCGUCGGGGCCGAUAGAAGAUAAUUCAUUAAUAAUGAAAAUUGAAUUGAGUUUUGUAUAGAAAUUGUAAAGUAUUUAGGAUUCUGAUCGUAAUAGCGACGACGUUACCAAAGCGCUGACCGGCGUCGUAAAUUUCUAAUUUUUAACCAGUACUAAAAUUUUUCAUUCGUAAAAAUAUUUGAAUCGCUCUCAAGCAGCGAAUGACCUGUUAUAUUUUUUAUAUAACUCUUUUUUCUUAAGGGGCCAGCGCGUUUUAUUUGCUCAAAAAUAUGCUUUACGGGAAAAAUUCAUGCGUCGUAGAGUGAUUCGAUUUCGAUGAUUAUUUUUUUAUUAGAAAUAUGAAGACGUCCUACAGCUCGCAUUGAUCUCCGUUUUAUAACGUUUUUAUUACAUACUCUAUAAUAUGUCUUGAAAAAAAGGUAAAUUUUUAACUUCUUAUUAAUUCGUUCAAUGUGAGCUGUAUAAUGUCGUUUAUCAGAUGAAAAUAGAUAAAUAUUAAAUUAAAAAUGAGUUAUCCUCAUUCCCGUAAAAUACUAUAAUACAUGUUAUUAAUUAUUUUUAAUUAAAAGUCUAACUUUCGAUUUUUUAUAGAAGAUAAUCUUUCAAUGAUAUCCACUGAUAUACUUAUUUCCUGCAAAAUAUGCGACAGUUAAUAAAUAACUUGUUACUGAAAGCAGAGAUGAUAAAAUAGAUAUCUUCUUAAUAACUGUUAGAAUACAGAAAUACAUCUAUAACCAUGAAUCAUCUCCUGAGAGGACUAUUACCUAUAAAUGAAGAAUAUGUGAAAUUUGAAAAUGUUAGAAAGCAAUUGGUAAUGAUACAAAAUAAACAAAAAAGUAUUAUGGUAGAGGUGGAGUUGGAAAUAGAGCCUCUAAAAUUGGAAGACAUAGUCUAUUUACAAGGAGAUAAGGUUUGGGAGCUUGGUAACAUAAAAAAUAAAGUAGGUGAUAGAAGAUCAUAUAUAAUAGAGUUGAAUAAGGGAGAAAGAUAUUGGAAGAACAGAAAACUAAUACAUAAAAUACUAGAAAAAAUAAAUAUAAGGGUAAUUGAAGAGGAAGAUGUUGGAAAAUUAAAGAGAGUGGGAAAGAACAAAGUACUAAGGAAGGCCUGAAAGAUUAACUAGAUUAUUUAAAAGGCUAAAUGGUCAUGUAUUAAAAUGAUUAUACUAGUUUUGUUAAUUAUAAUAGAUGUAAUAAAAAAAAAAAAAAUGUUCACUAGUAAAUUAUUGAAUUUGUGUGAUUUGUUAUGUUAUUAUCUAUAUUAUGAAUUGUUAUAAUUUUGUAAGUUAAUUUCUAAUUAGUACAUUUAGUAGAUAAAUCUUAAGGAUGGAUUGAAUUUAAAGAAGGGGGAUGUGGUGAUAAAAAUAUAUCUAUUGAUAAGGAUAGGUUAAGUAAGUGUUUUUAGGUUAGUCAUAUACUAUUGUGUAGUGUGCUCGUUACUUUAAGCCGGCACAACACCGAAGUUUUAAAAAGUUAUAACAAUGCAAUUUUUAUAUAUUUAAUAUAUUAUUGAGUAUAGAGAAAAAACAAACAUACCAGUAUCAUUUAUUAUUAUUCGAUUUUCAGUUUGAAAAAAUGAUGAGACCGUAGACGGUUAAGGAUAAUACAAGUACUAUUCGUCAUCGGACUGUAUAGUAUAUAGUGUAUAUCGGCUAUCAGACAAAGAAUUGUUUGUAACCAUUUUUUUGUAUACCUAUCCAAACAUACGUUCGAAAGAAUUUUGCACAAAUUAAUACCCUAUUUUCACAAAUUCUUAGACACGACAAAUAGACUCGACAUUUUAAGUACAUAUAUAGUCUCUAAAAAUAUUCUUGUUUUCAGUUAUUUUUAUUAUUCAUUAGUGUUAUUACUAAAACACAAAAUACAAAAAGUAUGAUUCUACAGAAAAUAUCAGAAUAAAUGCUUAUUCCUUAGUAAAAUAUUCUGUGUACACUUUUUUUGAAACUAUGCCAAGUAUACUCGUAAGUAUAUUUUAACGAAAUAUAACAGAAUAGAUCCCUAAGACCGGUCUUAGGUAUCUUGUCAUCCUAGCCAAAAAUAUACUUUUAGCUAAUUGAAAAUCAAAAGAGUAAUAAUUUGAAAGUAGUGUCAAAAUUAAAAUUAAAUAAUUCCAUUGUGUUAGAAAAUUAAAAAUAAUAGACGUCCUAGGAUAAUGGAGACGGAUGCAGCUAUUGUUAUAGGUAAUUUAAUGUAUAUCUGUAAUCAACGAUAAAUCAUUGUUAACGGAAAAACGAUUCUGAGCGCAGUUUAGUUGAUAGUGAUAUUUUGUCAACAAUAUAUCUGUCAUAUUAUGGUAAAAUAAUAAGAUAGGCAUUGUAUAAUAUUUAAUAAUAUUAUAUUUUUAAUGUAAUAUGUUUAAUAAUAUUUAGUUAAAAUUGUAUCGAUUUUCUCAGGUUUUUUCCCGAUUUUUCCCGUUUAUUGGGAAAACUGAAAAAUUUCCUCUCUAAAGUACUUUUACAGUUAGAUUUUCGUUCAGAAAAAGUGCUAUAAUUUUAAAUCGGAGCGAAAUUGCUGGUAGAAAAAAAAGGCCAUAAUAUUUUUUUAAUAAUACCUACAUUUCGUAUAUUUUCCGUUUUUCCGACAUUUUAUCCUGGUUUUUCUCAGAUAUUAUGAAAACCGCUUGAAAAAUCAAAAAACGACUAUUCUUAUAUAAUAAAAAUAAGCUACAUUGGGUACAUCAGAGCAAGAUUUCUGAUAGAAAAGUUCGCACAACAAAUCGUGGGUUAUUUUGAAAUUAAAAUAGGCUGAGGGAGCGAUGAUUGGAAAUUUUACCACGUCUAUGUCCAAUAUAAGUAUUAUUACCAAGUUUUAAGUUUCUACGUGUAUUUAUAACAGAAUUACAGCAAAAAACCUCCCAAAAAUUAAAAUUCCUUAAAAGCUCAAAAAUGGCUCAAAAGUUUUGCAUGAUACUGAUAGAAAUUAAAUCAAAAAGGCAACAAAAAAGGUAUUUUGUGAUUUUUCGAUUAAAUCAUUUUGUCUGGUAGAAAUCUUCCGUGUUUUUAUAAAAUAAUGAAAUCAUGAAAUUAUACGUUUUUCUACGUUUUUUCCCACUUAAGUGCAUUUAUUUAAAAAAUGGCGUCGAAAAUAAAAUGUUACCCGUAUAAAGUACAAUCUAGUCAACUUGAGCUUUCAAAAAAGUUGCUAUAUGUCAAAAUCGGAGUAAGUUUACUAGGAAAAAAUGUAUCCACAAUGGUUUCCGCGCUACACUUGGAAUCUAAAAAAAAAAAUUGAAAAUUAUAUUUGUUCCACAUAAUUUAUUCGUCAAAAUUUGAUAAUGAAAUGUCCUUAUAAAAAAAAAUAGUACAUAUUAAACUCAUUUUUUUUUGUUUUACCACAAAAUAAGGCUUUUAAUGAACCUCCUGUUAAAUUUUGAAACAUUUCUGUUCAAUUUUAAUAGUUUUACCACAGAGUACCUAUUAAAUAAAUAUGACGUACAACACUCUCAAAAUUAAAAUGUCUAUAAACACCUCAAGAAUGGCUUAAAUUUUUUUAAAAUUUUACCACGUCUCGAAAAGACUAGUAUAAGUUUUUUGUCCUAAUUUCAAUUCUCUACAAAUAUUUUUUAUAAAUUUACAACAAAUAACAAAAUUGAAAAAUAAUAAAAACAUUAUUUUCGUAAAUUUCAAGUUUUUCUUCCCAGGUAUUAUGAAAACCGCUUGGAAAAUCAAAAAUUGACCUUCCAAAAGUACCAUCUGUACAACAUUCCCAUUCAGAAAUGGAGCCGCGCAUAUAUAUCUGAGCAAGAUUUCUGGUAGAAUUUGUGUACACUUGUACACAGUAAAAAAAAAAAAAAAAAAAAAAAAUAUAGUAAAAUAAAUACAUUCACUCAAAAUCUAAAACAGAAUAUAAAUUUAUUUAAAAUCCUUCUAAAAAAUCGUUGGGUCAUAAUAACGAAAAUUCGCUCUGUAUAGUUGACGAUAUUAUUUUGACCGUGUAGAUGAGUAUCGAAAUGUGUGUUAAAUGCUAGUAUUAUAUUAUAAUAGGCAUUAUUUUAACGAUUCGGUCGUCAUCGUUCGUUAUUUGUGUAUAAACAACGCGCAUCAUAAAGUAGAACAUUUCAAUUAACCAUCUAUUAUAAAAUCAAAAUUGGAACAAAUAUUCCAUUGGCUGAGGUCGUCUUUUAAUCAUUUUUUUUGGAAUUGUGCCAAUAUAAUAAUGUUUUAAACGAGAAUUCACUGUAUUCGGAGUUGUUAAGUAACUGCAGCGACUGUUAAAUAGUUAAAAUAAUUAAAAUAGUCACAAUAUUAACAAAACAUUAGUCGUGUCUAUGAAUUAAUUGGAGAAUUUGUUCUUUGUCUGUUUCGAAAUCAUUCGAUUGAUAAUAAUAUUUAAUAUACUUUUGUAUAACAAAUGUAUAACUGUAAUUUAAACGAAUAUCUGCAUAAUAUUCGCGUUAUAUACAAUGAAAUUAUAAUGAAUAUUAAAUGAUAUAUUGAUUGUAUUUUAUACUUUUUUAAAACUAAAUAAGUUAAAUAGGUAUAUACCCUACUAUAAAACUACUAUAAGCUAAUACAAUCAAAUAACAAUAAAUCGAUAGAAAAAGUAAAAAAAAAAAUCAUUCCAAAUUGAAUUUUCAGAAUACCGAAUCAUAACUUAUUUUUAUUAUAUACUGUCGAGCGUAGAGGAAAUUUCAAAGGUAUUUUUUUUUUCAUAUUAUUUGAGUUUUGCAGUAUAAACUAUUAUUUGGUUUGGUUUUUUUUUUACUCGGUCAGAAAAUUAUAUUUAUGUUUAUUUUCAAUUCAAAGUGAAUACAGGUACUUAUCUGUGUACCUACUCGUAUACUAAGAAAGCAAUUUGAUCAACAAAAAUAAUAGUUUUUAUAUAGCAAUCAAUAUUUUUGACGGUAAUGUUAUAUAUGUAUCUACAUUAACAUUUAUCUAACAAAAAUAUUGAAUUAUUAUUAUUAUUUAUUUGUUGUAUAUUAUCGAAAGUUUCAUAUAGUUAAUAAUAUAAUAUUUUUAAAGACUCGUUUAUCUAUUUCUUUUCAUUUACUUGUACGGUAAUAGACAAAACAAACGAAGUUUUUGAAUGUUUUGGUUGAGCGUUUGGUAUUAUUUUAGAUUUUGAGUGGUGUGAACAAGCUUUUUUUUUAAUCAUCUUUAUAAAGGAAGAAUAAUUAUUGAAAACUUGAUAUCGUGUAAAUGUAUGGUUUUAGAUAACCAAGAAUGUUUUACUAUGAUGCGUUUUUGUUUUUUCAAUAAAAAAUGUUUUUUUUUCUAAAUAUCUUGCUCCAAAAUGUUUAUGGAAAAUUUCUUGUACCAAUUUUGAUCUAGUUGAUACAACGAGGAAGCCAUUUUUUGAUUUUCCUUGCAGUUUUCUUAAAAAAAUGGGAAAAACUGGUGAUUUAUGGUUUAAUUUUUGUUUGGUUUUUCUGGAUUACCAUGAUAUAAAAAGUACAUUUAAUAAUAUUCUGCUCAGAAUUGUUUUUAAUUAGCUUUAUUUGUUUAUAUGAGUUUAUAUGGUUUAUCAUUGCGUUAUAAAUUAUAAAUCUAUAUCAUAUAUAUCCUCCCUUCCAAUUUCUCUCUUAAAACAGUGACACACCCACCAGCUGUACUAGCUAUUGUUUUUUAUUAUGAAUAGAUUAUUAUAAUAAUACAAAUGCAAUGUUUUCGAAAAAUAUUUGAUUAAACUCCUUAUGUAUAUACAGGUAAUGUAAUAAUAAUGUAUGAUGCGUAUAUUUUGUACACGUAAUAAUAAUAAAUGCAAACAAAUAAAUCUGUUAUCAAAACUUGCACUCUUGUUAUUUAUUUUUCUUGGGUAAGGUGUGGUUCAGAACCCGAUAUGGAUAUUGGAUAUUUACAUCCUCCUCAUAAUCGAAUAUAGUAUGAUGUAUACAUAGACUCAAGGAAAAAACAACCAACUUGAAUAUUUUAAUAUUAUAAUAAUAUGUCUUUAUUUUUCAAAAUCGAGGAUAUUAUAUUACUUACUUAUCUAUAUAUAACAUUCGUUUAGUUAUUAGAAUUUUAAAAAUAUUUAGACAUUUUUUUUUUUCUCUGUUGUAUAUAGACACUGCAUAUAGACAUUGUCUAUAUACUAGUGGUGUUUUCAUUCAUUUUUUUGAGAGUAUGCUAUAACUUCUUGAGCCUAACAUGGGGUAUUUUAUAUUUUUCCUAUUGUAUAGUUCUAUAAUGUUUAUAGAGAAAUAGAUAUAUAGUAGGUGUAAAUUAUUAUUAUUAUUGUCAUUUAUAAUUGUGUUUUUCCUGCUUUUAGAAAAUUAUAAUUGAUACAGCAUUAUUGGAUAGUCCGAAUUAUCACCACAAUAAUAUAAAUUAGGCUAUAUUCUCUAAAAAAAUAUUAAAUGUAAAAUUUAGUAAUACGUACCUAAAAGGCUAAAAAUAAAUGUUAUGAAAUAUUAAAAUUUUUAUAAAAAAUUAAUCCUACAGUUGAAAGUAUGUAAACUUAUUUGUUAUGAGAGUAUGAAAGUGUUAAACCUUUAAUUCCCCUCCAAAUAUUUUUUUGUAAACGUACUUGAUUAUUAUAUUAACGGGCCAUAUUAGUAUUCAAAUAUCAUGAUAAUUUUUUUUUUUACAGCAUAUAUCUAUACCGAGGUUUUUGAACAAAAUGUUGAGAACAUACAGCGUAUAAUGUAGUGAACCCUAUAAUAGAAACAUCACCGUUUAUAUAUGAUCAAUAUAUUCAAAAAAAUCAAUAAAAUUUAGAAUUUAAAUUUAUAUAUCAUACAUUAUACAUGUAUGUACAUACGUACAUUGAAAUUUUACUAUAUUUUACUAAACUAACGAAACAUAAAUCGAUGAAAUCUCUUUUGUGCAAUACUCGAUAAUAAUGUAUGACUUUGUUUUUUUUUUCUGCUGAGUACUUUCUUAAUAUUCGUAUUAGCUAUACAAUAAUCUACUUAUGUUUUUAUCUUCUAAUACAUUUCGUAAACCCAUGUAUAGUAUAAUAAAUGCAUAUAAUAUUUUAUGUUUUGUUAGUAUCGUGGUUAUAAAAUAUUUAUAUGAAUAUUAUAAUAUGACGCGAUGUUAUUUUGUUUAACAUCGCGCAGGCUUAAUUGCAUUGUUAUGUAUAAUUUCAAAGCAUAUUUAACAUUUUUGUAUGUACCCAUUGCGAGUUUAUCACUGUUGUAAUCUGGCUCAAUCUGAUUUGUACCUGGGUUAAAAUUCUGUAUACAAGCCUACAAUAUUCGGUUCCAAUAAGGUUUAGACUAAAUUCUCCUUCCGUUAUUUGAAUGACUGUUUAUUAUUUACUUUUUACAAUUCGUAUCAUUCAAUUCAAAUAAUUUUCUUUUGUAUCUACCCACAAAAGAAUAUCGAAAACAAUAUUCCAUUAACGAAUUCGAUAUAACGUAGGUAUAAAUUAUUUUAGGUGUACGUAAUAAUUAUUUAACGAUAAAUUUAAAAUCAAUUAGGUAAUGUUCGUCGUCAUUCAUUUAGUUUAAAAAAGGAGUACAGUUUUCAAGUUUUUAAGUUAAUUUCAGCGUACUAUAUUACUAUGUAGUAUAUAUAUUGUACAUUAUUAUAAUAUGGAUAAACUUUGUAGGUAUAUUUUUUAAAAUAUCUCAGUAUUGCUAUACGCCAUAUAUAUUGGUAUUUGGUAUCGUUUUACAUUUUGAACGGAUUGAGAUAAUAUUAUUAGUAAAUGUUUUUUCAUAGAUGGCUAACUAAACCCGAACAAUAUUUUGAUUUGAUAUUUAUUUUUUUAAUAUUAUAUUGAAAUUUCAUGGAAAUCGUGAGAAAUAAAGACAAUUGUAUAUUCCGAGCAGCAUUUAAAAAUGAUUUGAAAAAAAAAUCGAUUAAACUCAAAAUUAUAUGUAAUAGGCUAAACUAUGUAAUAAUUAUUAUAAACGAUUAUAUUGUAUACGCCUACAAGGUAAACGAUACUAGAUAUUGUUUAGCCAACACCCGGUUUCUGAAUUUCACAUACACACCCAAAAAGUAAUAUUUUUAUAUACCUACCUAUGUAAUAUUUUGGACAGUGUCGUCACAUCAUACACAUUGUUACGUAUUUUCAUGAUAACAUUUUUUACACAAACCUAUGUGACUAUAAUUUUAAGGUAACUAUUACAAUUUACAGAAUAUUUAUAUAAUAAUUUACAUAAUUAGUACAUUUUUAAUUUGUAUUGGUACUUACAAAUUACAAUAUCGUAGGUAGUUUCUCUAAUAUUCCGUACUGUACUAAUAUGAAUUAAUAAUAAUACAAAUAUACCGUACUACGAUCAAUUUAAAUUUAAUUAUCUGGUUUAAUUAUACACAAUAAAACGGUAUAGGCAUCGACGGCAAAUAUUAUUUUGUUAAUUUUUAUUUUACAGAAAUUGUACAUUGUAUUUAAAAAGUACAUAAUAUGCAUAUACAGAUAUUAUAUUAUAUAAUAUUAUCAGCUUGAUUUUUAACUAGUGAACCCAUAAAGUUUCAAUUUGCCAUUGAAUUCAAGGCCCAUUGGCCUUGAACACUUUUGGUUUUGGUCAUCGCAGUAACAAUAGUAAAAAGAUGGAUACUAACAGUUAUCACUAUAUACGACCACCCAUGGGUCCCUCCCUAUAUGAACUGAUGACUACCGACUGCAGCUUCAAUCCAGUAGCGUAUCUGGAGCUCAAUCAAGAAGGUCGCGGCUUAAAUAUUUUAAUAAAUCACAAAAUAUUGGGAGGGGUUUCCUUGUCUCAAAAAAAAAAAAAAGUAACAGUUAUUAUUUUUUUUUUUUUGUAAUUCCUCUCCUUGGUAAUUAAAAAAAAAUGUAUAUAUUAUGGUCAAAAGCCGAAAUAGGGCAAAUCUCAGAAAUGUGAAAAAUUGAAAUUUAUGGACCUUACAGUUUUGCCCAAAUGAUGUUGGUCACUACUAUAUAGAUUUGUCCUGAAAAAAUCCGAAAUAUGACGUUUUGCCCAAGUACCGUGGGACAUUUCGCGUUUUGCUUGUGCAUUUCUGAGAUUUGCACAAUUUUGGUGUUUACCCGUAACGGCCGUAACAUAAUAUACACAAUAUGUAUACUCUCUAUAUAUAUUCAUAUCGAACAAUUAUACACAAAAAUAUUUACAACAAUUUUAAAGCAAUAUUAAUCUUUUUUUCUCCUACAAACCAAUCUAUGAUUACUAUUGUUUGGACAUUCACAUCGAUAUUCCUAUGUGUAUUAUAGACAAAAAAAUUGCCCUAGUUAUAUUAUUAUCAUUACUUUUUUUUAACGCUGAUAAAAAUACCCAAGAAAUAACAAAUAACACAAUUAUAAAUACUAUAUUAUUUUAUUGCCUAUAGUCUAUAUAUUACCUAUAACCAUUAACUGUGAUUGAAAAAUCACAGCCGAAAAAUUCCAAGGAGGGGUGAUCAAAUACGCCACUGCUUCAACCAAAAACAUUGGCCUAGUGAUAUCACUGUUAUUAGAAAUCUAUAGUUUAUUAAUUUAUGUAUGUGCACGUGUACUAUAUUUUUAUUUUUUUUUUGAUAAAAAUAUAACUGAUAAAUCUGAAAGUUAUUUAUUUUUAAAUUUUAUUUUUCGAAUAAUAUUAUUUUAAAGAUUUAUAUAAUAUGUAGUUUGGUAAAAUAAUCAGUGACACAGGUUCAUAUUAUAUUAUAUAUUAUUAUAUUGUAUGGAGAGAGCAAAACUACCUUGUCCUCCUCACUUAAAUUCCAACCAGUCCUAUAUAUAUAUAUGUAUAAUAAUCAAGUUUGUAUGUCUCCUUUGUUUAAAAUCGCAUUCUUCAUCGGUUACAAAAAAAAAAAAAAUGAAACGAAGGAAAUUCGCAAAUUAAAUAACUAUUAAAUAACAUAAUAGAGAAUCAACAUCAGAUGCAGUUAGUUACCCAAUAUAAACUUAGAUUUCCAACAAAUAAAAUAUAAUGGUCAUCACAUUACAAAUUGUAAUAAAUACUAUAAUAAAUAUUAAUAUUACAGGUGGAUUCCAUUCGUGAUCGGUUACUUUUUUUAUUUCUAACAAAAUUAUGCACGAAAAAUAUUUUAUUAAUAAUAUACUACCGCUUUGAAUUAAACAUGAGAAAGACGAUAUUAAAGCCUAACAUUGAACAAUUAUGAAUAUCUAUGAAAUUCACAGCUGACAAAAUGUCAAACAUUAAUAUUGCUGUUGUGACAAUUUCAUCGUUUUAGAUUCUAGCCGUGGCUUAUAGAAAUUAUUGUAGAAAUUGUAUUAUGAUCUUGGAAUUUAAAUUUUAACAAGCUCUGAUGAGAUUAUCAAAUGCCUCGUUAAUCGUGAUGGACCUUGGAUAGGUUAAGGCUCAUAUUAUUAUACGGGGACGAAUUAUUCCCUGUCGUCAAUAUAAUAUACCAGUGAUGCGUCGCUGAAAAUAAUAUAAAUAUAACGCAGUCAACCCAACUCGCUAAAUAUUUUUUAUCCUGAAUUACUAAUAAACACUUAAAAAAAAAAUGUAUACUCGUAAAAUCAAUUUAGAUUAAAUUAAAUGUAUUCAGACAAGUUUCACAAUUUAUCGGUUUUUCAAAAUGUAUACAACUAUAAAGUAUUACAUAGAUAACUAGCACCAAUCGAAUUGUGUAUCUAAACCUAAUAUUAGUUUAAUAUUUUUUUUGUUAAAGUUUCGCUGCAAAAUAACUUUAAAUCGUUGUAAUAACUAAUAACAAUUCUUAUUCCUCCAGUAAAAUAUUUCUUGGAAUAAGAUUUCCUUAGUCUAACUGGUACAUUAUUUUACUUCCGGACAUUAUUGUUACUCUAACAUUUAUAUUGAUCAGGAAGAAGAAAUAUCAUUUGAUGGAAAUUCGUAUUCCCCUAGCAAUUAUUGUUAUUAUACUACUAUUGUUAAUAUACUAAUACCUACCUAUAUUACAUUAUUAUUAUUUAAUCACCUUUUAUUAAUUAUUUGAUUGAUUGUUAUUUUUAAUUAUAAUUGCUUUGUGAAUAAAUUAUUUUAUUAAUAUCAUCGAAAACUAUGUUAAUUCGGUUUUUAAUUAUUAUUGACAUUAUUGUGAUUAUUAUUAUUGCAUUUCAAAUUAGCAUAUCACAUUCAAUAUAUUAUUAUUUUUGAACUUUUUUAGUAUUAUUAUUAGGUAUUUAAUAAUAAUAAUAAUAGUACUCCAGGCCAAGUAUAUUUUUUUUUUACAUAUUUAUUUAAUUUUAUACGGUUUUCAUUCAUCUCGCUUUCUCUGUCGGUGGGUAGAAUCUUGCAAUCGAUAUUUUAUUCACUUUCCGUAUUCUGAUCGACUUGAAAUUUUGCAUGCAUCCGUGUUUUCUAUGACAAUACAUAUACAAUUAUUUCAGAUGAUUAUACAAUAAUACAUUAUCAGAUUUCGUUUUCGCACCAUGGAUAGACCACUGUUGAACGUGGGUAUUUGGAAAAGGUAUACAUUUUGGCACUUGUCAAUGAUGUAAGAAGCUGUCUUAAACUCGCCAUUGGUAUUAGGUUUACAAAUUUACAACAUUUGAACUAACCUGUCCCACUGUAUUUCAUUACCAGAUUGUAAAUUUAUCUGUACAACAAUUAAUACAUACACACAUAUUAUUUUGUGUAAUCGAAUUCAAAUGCAUUGCUGAUUGUCAUCAUCUCGUAUUAAUUUAAAACUUCUUCUGUGUCCAUUACGUUUGUUAUCUUUAUCACAUAUUUAUUCGUUGAGUCUAUUAUACUAUAGUAUACAUAUUAUUUUAAAUAAAUUUAUGUUAUAAGUACUAUAAUAUGUUAAAAAACAAUAGUUUAUUUUCGUAAACAAAAUUAUUAGAUAGGCUAAUUAUUCAUUAGAUACGGUAAUGCUCUUAUUUGUGUGUUCUAUACGUAAUAUAGUAUUAUAAAUGUAUUAUUUAAAAUAUAUUUUUAGCUAAACUUCAGUAUUCUAAUCGUGGAUGAUUUUAAAAUGUUCAAAGUCUUACAUUACAAUGUAUGUUAUGUAUUUUUUUUGUCUAUAAUCUGUACAGUUUUUAAUUAAUUAGAUAAUAUUUUUUUCUCGAUCAAUUUUUACAAACAAAAAACCAACGUGACCAUCAUUUUAUAUUUUUGUAACUGCAUUGCUAUGUAGUUACAAGGGUGUCAAACCUUGUUUUGAGAUAAGUGCCAACAAUUUGCAAUUAUACGAUUUAUAUAUUAGACAUUUUUUUUGUUCAUGUCUUGAACAAAAAUUGCAGAAAAAAAUGUUACAAAUUUGAUGGUUUUAAAAAUAUACUUUACUUAGUGUUAAGAGUAAUCUUCAUUUCUAGAGGAAUUUUAUCAUUAUGUAAAAAUGUAUACAAUUUUCCUUAAAUUUCUUAUAUUAAAAUUUUUAAACAUAUAUUAUGUGUAAUAUACAAUAUACAUUGUAUAUAUAUUUAAUAUAUAUAAGUACCUAUAUUUUUUUUGUUUAUACCAUUUGUUUUCUUUUAGUGUGCCAUUGAAAUUCAGCCAAUGUGCUACGCGUGCCAUAGCUUCGCUACCUCAGCUUUUAUAGUAUAAUAAAAAAAAAACAAACGGAUACAAUUCGCACGAUGAGUGGGGUGGGUCACUGUUGUAAGUGAGAAUUUGGGAAGGUAGAGGGGGAAUUUAAUAUAUAUCUGUACGCAAACAUUAAUCAUUGUUAAUGAAAAACAAUUCUGAGUGGAAUUCAGUUAUACAUAUUUAAUAUUAUAAUAUUUACGAUUCUAAAAUAAUACACUUUAAUAACACUUUAAUACACUAAUAAUACUCUAAAUUUUUCUGUUUUUUCCCGAUUUUCUCAUUUAUUAGGAAAAACUCUGGGUAAACAAAAAAAUUACCCCCUAAAAUACCACCCCGUCAGAUUACCGUUAAAACUUUUAUAUUUUGAUCAUUAGAAUGUAUUUAUUCAUAUUCUAUAUGACUUUUAAAUUAUAUUUUCUACUUAAAAUCCUAUGAUAAUUUAUUUUGUAUUAUCGUAUUUAAUCUAUGUGUAUUAUUGUCGUUAUUGUGGUUAAACGAUUUUUUAAGUGCAUAUUAUUGUUAUUUUUGGUUUUUAAUUUAUUGUUGAGUAUUUUGGUAUGAUUAUAAAAGGCACUAUAAAAUAUCUACUUAUACGUAAAAUAAUAAUUUUUUUUUUUUUUAUUCGAAAUGUUAUUGCCUUGUGUAAUUUGUGUACGAAAAACGUUUUCAGAGAACACUAUACAAUAUGCAGUUUGUCGUCUCUGUUUUAUAAAUGACAUGCUGACAAAAUAUUUAAAUUCAGCUGAACCAGUUUUAUUAUUUUAGUUUUAAUAUUAGAAUUAACUAAUAAACUUUAAUUAUUAUCAAACUUAGAAAAUUACCAAUGUUUUUACGCUGAUUUUUUCCUAUUAUAGAGCAUUUUUAAAUAAUUAUGGUAUUUUAUACACUCAUAUAUUUCGCUUAAAAAUUCGAAUAACGAAAAACACCAACGUACAAUCAUAAAUAAUGUUCUUUCAUUUAAGUUUGAUAGUGUAUCGAAUUCAACCGUAUAUUAAAACUAACAGCCCAAAAAUGGUCUUCUGAAGGCCAAUUUGUGUGUUUCCAAGAUUCAGGUAACAAAUGCAUGUGUAACGUCCUCUUAACAAAUUAUUAUAGCCAUCGUUGACUUCUUAUUAAUCAACUAAUGAGUAAAAUACUCAUGUUAUUUUUAUGAAGUUUGUCUUAAAUACGGUAAUAUUAUGAAUUUCGAAAGCUACCUAAUAGUUUUUUUUUUUCUUAUGCACGAUUAACAAGUAUUAUUCAAACACUAUAAAAUCAUAUAAUAUUAUUGUUAGUCAAUAAUAUUCCAUAAACAACUCUCGAGUCUUAACUCUAAAGCAAUGAUAAUUUUUAGUCAUGUAUUAUCUAUUGCUACUUUAAAUACUUUACUUACAAUUAUCGUUUGAAAUGUGUAAUUUUAUUAUUUAAUUCUGCACUUUGUAAAAUAAAGUAUUAAUGACGAUUGAAAGAAUAAUCUAAAUCGUUUGUUGGUUGAAAGAGGUGGUAGAAACAUUUUACGAUGUUUUUAUAAAUACUUAAUUUCUAUAGUAAUAUUUUAAAAAGUAAAAAUAAUUGUGUAGGUAUACCUAAGUUAUCGAAUCAUCUUAAGAAAAAAACCUCCGAAUACAAUAAUUCGAAAUAAAAAUUAUCAAUCACAAACCAUAAGCCCAUUAAGACAUUUCUCCUUCCCUCUCCCCAAAAAAUGGAGUAAAUAUGGAAAUAGGUUUAGAAAAAUAUUUAAACACACCGAAAAGAGUUCAGUGAAAAGUGAAAAGGAAAACGUUAUUAUAAUAAUUAUUUUCGAUUGAAAAUUCUUCUUGAAUAAUUUUACACGUUUUGCAAAAAUUAUUUUCAUUUAAAUUAUUUUGCUUUCCGGUAAUCGAUCAUAUAUAAUAGACGACUUUAAUAAUUAUGAUUCGUGCAUGAUGUAUUUUUAUUGAAUCGUGUUUCUCCCUCAAAAUUAAUUAUAUUUAUUGUUAUUUGUUAAUUUUUUUUUUUUUAGUUCUUAUUUGUCUGUCAAUUACUAACUCUAUGUAUGUAAAAGCGUCAAUUUUUUUUCUACAAAUUAUCAACUAUUAGAAAGAAACGUUUGCUCAAACGUCCAGUCCGAUAAAAAAAAAAAAGAGCUGAUACUGGGGAUGGGAGUGGCCACUGUUGUAGGUAAGAAGUUGGGUAGGUAGGAUACAUAAGGUUAUUUCAUUUAUAUCUGUAAUCAACGAUAAACCUUUGCUUGACGACAAAAGACGAUUCCGAGCGCAGUUCGGUAAUAGAUAAUUUGAAGUACCGUAUUUUUUUUUUGCGAUUUUCGUUUAAAUUUGAUUUCUAAGCGAUUAUUUAAAAAAAAAAGUCGGCCAAUGAUUUUAGAAAUUUUACCACGUUUAUGUCUAAUAUAAGUAUUAUUACCAAGUUUUAAGUCUCUACGUGUAUUUAUAACAGAAUUACAGAAAAAAUCUUCCCAAAAAUUAAAAUUCCUUAAAAGUUCAAAAAUGGCUCAACAUUUUUAGCAUGAUACUGUUAGAAAGUAAAUCAAAAAAGCAAGAAAAAAAGGUAUUUUGUGAUUUUUCGAUUAAAUCAUUUUUUCUGGUAGAAAACGUCGUUGUAUUUAUAAAAUAAUGAAAUCGUGAAAUUAUAUGUUUUUCCCUACUUAAGUGCAUUUAUUUAAAAAAUGGUGUCGAAAAUAAAAUAUUACCUUUUUAAAGUACAAUCUAGACAACUUGAGCUUUCAAAAAAGUUACUAUACGUAAAAAUCGGAGUAAGUUAACUAGGAAAAAAUUUGUCCACAGACUAGAAGAAGAAAAAAAAAAUAAACAUCUUAAAAAAUCAAUGGUCCCUCGCUACGCUUGGAAUCUAAAAGACCACGAUUAAUUUUAAUAUUAAUAUUAUACACUAUUAUACAAAUGAAAAUUUCAGCGCAAAACGAGUCCUUUUUAUUUAGAUUCAGUUUUUCCACGUUCCCGUGUUGGUAAGUUAACAGCGGUAAAAUAAUAACACUACGUUCAUUAAUUAUUUUUUAUUAUUAACUUUUUUUUUAUUCCUGUGUUAGUAAAAUUUCACACUUUUAUUUUCACCCCGUUUUCCUCGUCGGUCGUCGUGUUACGGUUACAAUCACAAUUGUUUCUUCAUAUCGAAAAUUCACACUUGAUUGGUUGUCGAAAAUGUGCUCGAUCGGGGUUAACAUAAUUUUCCGAUUGGCCUUUACCUAUAUAUCGUCAUCGGCAGUAGGUAUAGGUGUCAAAUUAAAUCUCGAAUUUACUUUACCGUAACAUUUUGACAUAAUCGUUGUAAACGAAUUACCUAAGCUCCCUAACAUGCAUCUACGGUUUUUAUUUUGCAAGCGUCUACAUCGCGAAUUAUAAUAUAAUUAUAAUUAAUAAAUACCAAUGUCUUUUAAUUAUUACGAUUUUGAUACUAACGAAAUUAAAUAUUAUAUUAAUCUUCUGCAGUGCAUUUGGGUACUGUAAAUCCUCUUUGGAGGGUUUGGCCUAAUGUGAUACAGUAUAAGCAGUACAGUAAGUACUAUACAAUCUCGUUACCAGGUAUUAAACCAAGUCACUGUAAUAAAUCAUUAAUACACUAACCUAAUCUAACCCAGCAAAGGUACUUAAAAAUCACUUUUAAUUGCUAUUUUUCAAUAAAUAGGCGCAUUAUACGUUUUUUUUUUUUAUAUAUUUUUUUUUUAAUUUUUUAAGUUUAGCCUCGCUCUACAUUGGUUCAAUUCAUUUCAAGAGUGACUUUGUUCGUAUUUCCUUAUUCAAAACAUGAACGGUCAUUAUUAUUAUUAUUAUUAUUAUUAUUAUUAUUAUUAUUGGAAAUAAUUAUUACUCGCAUUGUCUUAAAGUCCGAAAAAUCAUGUAAUUUUAUAUUCAAUGUGUACAUAUCUAUAUUUAUAAUUAACUACUAAAUAUUAAUAGUAUUUGUGAAAUAUUUAUUUAUUUCAUAAAUUGAGUAAUAUAACAUUAUAGGUAUAUGUUAACAUAUAUAGUUUGUCAAUAAUAUUAUAAUACUAUACAUAGAACGCAUACAUGCGUUUUUUUUAUUUACCGUGUACAAUAAUAUCAACAAAAAAAUACGUGGUUGCUUAUAUCUAUGAGUUGUCGCCAAGUUUGUUUCGUAAUUAAAGUAUUCCAAAGUAAACAUUUUCACAAAAGGAUCUGUUUGAUUAUUUAUAUAAUAUUGUACGAUGACGAUUAUUUUUAAGGUCUAAAAAUAAAACCACUUUACACUUACUAGAGUACAUAAUAUCCUGGUAUCCAUUAAUUCAAUGUAUAUUAUAUAAUAUGAAUAAAGAAAACUUCAUAGGUUGUAAAAUUAUUUUAUUAUCAUUUGUAUGUACAAUAUUUUAAUGUGACAAUACCAAUUAUUGUUUUAGAAUGUGUUCCAUGAAUUUAACCAAACUGGUAUUGACUAAACCACUGGGGUCAGACAUGUCAUCAUCAUCAUUAACUAUAGCUGUAAAAAUGCAAGUGAGUAGUUCACACAAAUUAAAAUAUGUAACCAAAUUAUAAAAAAAUUAUCUUUAUUCAAUUUUAACUUAUUGAAUCAUAUAUUUAUAUAAUAUUUGUUUUCUGAAUUUUAAACAUAAUAUGAUUAAGGGAUCGAAAAGAACUUUGCGAACAAAUGAACUGCCAUUGACUGUAAACGGAUCUUUAGAAAUUGAAUUACAGUUGAAUUUCUGUCUCCAAGUAUUUGCUUUUUAUAGUUGUUAAAAUAUGCAUAUUAUUUGAAACCCAUUUUUGUUUGUUUGUUUGUUCUGUAGUAUCCCCACUUUUUAAAAAGGGAUGUUAAUAAGUUACAUGUUAUGCUUCAGCGCCGAAAGAAAUACAAAAAUCGAACUAUUCUUGGUUUCAAAACAUUGGCUGAAGGAAUAAUCAAUAUGUCACUUGUAAUUAUAUGGGCUUGUUAAUAGGUGUAAUUAAUAAUAUAUUGUUUAAAUGUUUAACAUAUUUAACUUUAAUUCAGGUUCUACAAAGACCCCUUGAUUUGGAGUUAGAACUGCUUAGUGAUCUCAAAGACCCAAAAUCUCUUAUUGGUCGUGUGUACAUCAUGUGUUUAAAUAGCCAACCGGUGGAUCAUGAAGAUCCAACCAAACAAGUAACAGGUGAUUGAUUAUAGACAAAAUUUGCCUAAUAUACAAGUAUUGAGUAUUUUAUGUUAUGGAGAAAUAAUUGUAACAUCAGUCAGAUUGUGUUAAAUUAAGUAAACAAUUAGCUAAAAUGCAUGCCUAAUGUUAAUGUUAUCCAGCUUGAAUCAACACUAUUCAUUUAUGGUUGUCAAUAUAUAUAUAAAUAGGUACAAUGUAUUUUGUAGGGAGGGGACAUGAAUAUUCAGAUGAAGAUGAAGAAUUUAGCAGUGGAGAAGAAGCAUCGGACUCUGAGCCAACUUUAGAUGAUAGGCGACGCAAAAAAAAUAUUGCAACUGGAAACGCUAGAGUAGGGUUUUAUUACUGUUAUUAUUAUUUAUAAUAUAGAUUAAUCAUACUGAAUAACGUAAAUAUUAUGAUAAUUUAUUUGUUAUAUUUGAUUAUUUACAACAUAACACAUAAUUUUGUUUUGUUCAACAGCAAAGAAAUCUAAAACAAAAAUUUAUUGCGCUUCUGAAAAGAUUUAGAGUCAAUGAAGAUUUGAAUUCAUUGGAAAAUGGUAGAGACACAAUGAGUCAAAAGUUGUCAGGUAUUAGAUUUUAUAAUUUUGAUGUAUUCCCACAUUUGUUUAUCUACAUUUGGUUUAAUUAUAUAUGUAUAUAAAUUGUUUUUUUGUCAGGAGGUGACAUGGAUCCAGCUGACAUUGAAGAUCUAUUUGAAGAACUCGAAGAUUUAAGUGAUUCUGGGCCUGACUUAGAUACAUUAUCAAUACUAUCCACGCCAAAACCAUCGCUUCGUCCAUUUUUUUCGAGUUCUCGUACAAACAUGAUACAUGAAGGUCUCUCAGGUUUGUAGUUAGAAGUUUAAUUCAGGGUAUCUCAAAACAAGAUGUGUCAUUUUAUGUUAUAAGUCUUAAAGUUUCAAAAUAUAAUUUAAAAUUUUAAUUUAUAUAUUUAAAAUUAUUUUUAUUUACUGAAUAGUAAUUGUUAUUAUUUAAAUAAUAACAAUAUUUUUUUAAAUCAAUAUUUUUCACUUUUAAUAUAUUUUAUUUGUAACUUUUUUAUUUGACAAUAGACCAAAUAAAAUAGUUCUAAGUUCUUAAUUUCUAAUACUUAAUUUUAGCCUUUUAGGUAUCUGAGUGGUCAAUUUAUUAAUUUAAUCUAACCAUGUUAUAAUGUACCAUACAUAUUAUGAUAGGUAGUACUAUUCAGAAUUAAAUAUGUAGCUACUUUGCAAUAAAAUAAAAAAUAAAUGUAUUAAUGUCUUAAUAUUAUGUGUAAAAACAUUCAAUGAUAUAAAAUUUGUUAUUUAACUAUAUUAAAGUUUUAAUUUAUAAUUUAGACAAUUUUGACUUCGGGUGUAUCAUAAUAAUAAAACCAUUUUACAUUUAAUUGUUUUUUAUACAAUAAUUUAAUUUAAUUGUAAAAAAAAUAAUUGUAUAUUAUUGAAAAAUAGCACAAAAUAAACUUAUAGAUAUAUAAUUCUAAUUAUAAGAUUAUCCUUUUGCGAAAUAAAAAUAUUGAAUUAUAAUAUUAGUUCUAAACAUCUAGUUUUGAGGUACUUAACAUAUUUCAAUACUUAAAAUUCAUUCAUUAGACAGUUGAAUACAUUAAUUUAUAUUAUUUAUAUAUAUAUAUAUAUAUAUUUAUAUUACUGAUACUGCUUGAAUAUCAAUUUUUGUUAAAAAAAAACCUAUUAUAAUAUUUUUUUUAACAAAAUAUAAGGUAAAUUUUACCUUGCUGAUUAAACAACAUGUUUUAAGUAUUUAAGAUCCCAUUCUGAAAAAUUAGCAUGUGAAUGAUUCCUUCAGUUUGAUGGCUCUAAAUUCGAUGUAUAUAUGCAUAUUAUUUUACUAAUGGCUAUGUGCCAGUGAUGAUAGAUUUACCUACUACUUUCAUAAUUGGAUUGAUCUUAUUGAUUAAUUUAAUUUGUAAUUAAUUUUAUACUUUCCAAAAUGUGUACAAGAAGCCAUAAUAGCGGUAUGCUUUGCCAACAAACUAUGUAUUAUGAUUUGCGCUUGUUUAAGGACAGCAAAAAUAUCUUAUAAUACAAAUAUUGCCUAAUAAACAGUGGCGUAUUUUGAAUAUCUAUUUGGGUGGUUCCCUAAAUUUGUUAUAUAUAUAUCUAGGUGAAAUGUUCUCAUCUAUAGUUUGAUUUUUUAAAUUUAUUUAUUGUAGAAUACAUUUAGUGAAUUUAGUUUUAAUGUGGAGCGAGCAACAUGAGUUUAUGUUUAUUAGUUUAUCGUUUUAUACAUUUAUAUUACUGUAGGUAGACAGAAUUGGAUUAAAAAAUUCUAUCUAGUAAUUUUAUAGAAACGCAAUAUAAUUUUCGUAUACUUUUAAGAGACAAUUUAAUUCCCCCCAAUCCGUUCUAAAAACUGAAAAUGUAAAAUAAAUGUAAUCACUUUUGUUCUUCUCGCUUUUGAAUCUAAGUUACCAUCUUCAUUGGAAGUAGUUUUUUCGGAAUGCUAUACUCUAAAUAAAAGGAAAAAAAAUGAAAUGAAAGUUCUUUUUUUUUUUUGUUUUAUUAAAUUUGUAUCACAUUGGGCUGUUUAUUUAUUUUUUUAAUGCCGAGGGUAUCCAGAUGCGCACAUCUCAAAAUACGCCACUUUUAUAAAUAACAAGCUUCUGCAGUUCUUGUGUACGCGUUCAGACAUAAAAAAAAAAACACAGUUUUGUAGUUUAGAAAACGUACUACCUACUUAUCACAUAAAUCGAAUACCACGAAUUUGGGAUACACAACAUCACUGGUAUUACAUAUUUUUUCAUACUAUCUAUGUAAUAUAUUAUUAAUACAAAAUAUAUAUUUCUGUUAAGUUAUUUUUUUUGUAUUUUUUACUUAAAUAAUAUACAUUUUACUAGAUUAAUAUAUUAUCCUAAUAGAUUUUUGUUUUUUUCCUUAAACGGGUUAAUAAUAAUAUAUAGGUUAAUUAUUAUGUUGUUGUUUUUUAAAAUUUUGUAAAUAGUAUAUAAUAUAGCGAUGGACUUUACUGACUAAUUUCUUAUAUUUAUUAUUUUUGGAAUACGAUAUUCACAGCCGAAUGAUUAAGUAAAAGUUAACUAUACUUGUACACUAGGUAUAACGUAUUUCAUAAUAUUAUUUUAUUGUGUAUAGACGGUUAUAGAAAAUGAGAAUAGAUUUGUUUUGUUUUCAUAUCGUUCUGGCGUUAAGCGAUAUUAAUCGCGUAUGCAACGAUCGUGAAAUUAAUGACGAGUUCCGCCGGGUGCAGAUUUUCGUGUAAACAUUUGUUCGUUUAUAAUAAUGAGGGUAGUUAUAUACGAGACUCGGUUUAUUCCGUACACGUAACCGUCAUCAGUCACCACCGCCGCCAUAAAUCAGUGCGCUACUAAUCUAUCACGUUGGUAAAAACUUGAUAACAAAAUUUCCGUCAGUUUAUAAUUUUGCCAUUAAAUAAGUAGGUAUGUGGUCUUUUUUUGCUUUCUAUUUAAACAAAACGAAUUUUAAUAAUUACAUUGCAAAUUUAAAAACUUUCAGUAAUCGAUUUAAUUUUCAGUGGUUAAAGUUGGUAGGUCGCCUUCUUAUUUAACGUAUACUUAUCCGUCCUCUGUAGUUUCAGACUUCGAAGUUUGGAGGAACGGUUUAUAGCGGUUAAAUUAUUACUGAGGUAUUUUUAACGGCAUUUUAAAAACUCAAAUUAGUUUUAUUAAAAAUAAAUUCUUUAAUACUUAUCGGAUUAUACAUAAUAUAUGUUUUACUUUUUAUUUACUCAGCAGAAAUAUGCCUAGCACAAUAGGAGGGGGGCGGUUGGUGUUUAUUUUAAAACCCUGUAGUGUAACAUUUAUAUAAAAAAGGUUUCGCGAGAGAAAAACUUUUUGAAAGAUUUGCCUCUAUGAUGGAUUUCCUAAAAGUUUGAUUGUGUUUAGCUAUUUAUCGGGUUAUCUUUAGUUAUUUUUGUUCAAUCAUCCCUUGAUUUACCGAGAAAAUACGCGUACAAAAUUGAAGUACUCUCACGCAUGCUGCCGUUUAUUAAUUAUUUAUUAUUAUAUGAACGCUAACAGUUUGUCAGUAGCUGUAGGGGUCAAGGGGCUUAGUGCAAAUAAUACAAAUUGAAUUCCAUAUGAUUUGUAUACUCCUCUCUUUACAAAUCUUGGCUACGUCAUUAUCAUUUUUAUUUAUACUGUUUACGUUAUUCGGCUGUGAAUGUAAUAUUUUAAAUAUAGAUUACCUGUAAUAUUGUCGUAUUUACUUGAUUACGACUUGGUUUUUUUGGAAAAUAAGACAGUUUAAUCGGUCAAGUCUACCUUAAUCAUAUAAACCCAUUAAUAUUAUAGAAGCUGUGUACUUCGGGGGGUGGGGGUUACCAUCUUCCCAUCCACUCCCCUAAAUAUUUCAUAUUUUAUAUUAUAAGAUAAUAUGCACAUCACAUUAAGUCCAUCGCUAAUAACUACUACACUGUAUACUCGUAUAUUGCUUAAGUAUAGAUACCUACAUGUUAUUCUUAUUGUAACACGAUAAUAGACUAUGCAUAUUAUAUUAUAAUAUCCGAAAUAUUGUUUGAAAAAAAAACCGUUAAUGUUCACAUUUAAAUUAUUUAUAAUAAUAAUAUUUUGUUCACACUUUGUGUCACUUAGGACGGCAUUCCCAUAAGAAAAGUCACACCACGAGUUUUCCGCCCUACAACAGAACCAAAGGUAUUAAGCACACACUCACUAUGAAAAAUUCCCGAUCGAAAUGCAGUUAUACCUAUAUAAGCACAAAGUAUCUUAAUUUGUUGUAUUUUUCUUUACGCCCAAAUGCACACAUCAUGCCACGUUUAAUAACAAUAAUAAUAAUAUCACUAACAACUUUAUAAUAUAAUAAAUCUAUCUAUAUAAUAUUAUACCUAUCUAUAAUAAUACACUGUGUAAGACUGCAAUAUUUCAAUCGUGAUGAAAUGAUUCCUCAUUUUUUUAUUUUUUCAUUUUUUUUUUUGUUCUUAUUUAAUAUUCGUGUGUAAUAAUAAUAAUAUAAUAUAAUAAACACGAUAUUACCUACCUAUCAUUUUCUUUUGUUUAACAAAACUUUCAUAAUAAUAUACCACUACCAUUAUAUACAUCAUCAUUGUACACUAUAUAAUAAUAAUAAUAAUAAUAAUAAUAAUAAUAUUAUGCAUGUUUUAAUAAUCAUUGGCGGAUAUUAUAUUAUUUUUUUAAAUUGCAUGUGCAUCGUAUAUAAAUAUAUUAUAAUAUUACUCGAUCGCACGCGUGCACGCACACACACACAAACACACACACACACACAUACACACACAUUUGCGCAUUUAUAGUAUGAGUGAACCCGUUGUGUGAUUUGUACAUUUUAAUUAUUAUUAAGUGUAUUAUAUGUGUAGACUGCGUUUUGCGGAUUGCACGCGUCGUUGUUGGUCAAAUAUCCUCGUAUAAUUUGAUUUUUUUGUUUGGAUUUUUUUUUUUUUUGUUUUUGUUUUUUCGUAAUUUUAUUUUUAAUAUAAAGUUUGACGAUACGGCGAACCGACCGUUUUUAAUUCGGAAUUCUCGACCCAAAAGUCGUAAUACUCGUGUAGUCUGUAUACUGCGGCGGGAUCGCAUUUCCCCAGAGUAACAAUAAUAAUAAUAAUAAUAAUAAUAAUAAUAAUAAUAAUAAUAAUAAUCCGAUUGCGAAAAAAUAUAAAAUUACCGACGCGGAAAUUAUUAUCACGAUUAUUAUUAUUAUUAUUCGGAUAUCGGAUUCGUCGGGCUGGAAGUUAAUAUUUUCAAAUAAUACAAAAAAAUAAAAAUAUAUUCCUUUCGAGAAUAUUGCUGCUCGCACAGCCCAGUCGUUUAUAUAUAAUAUUAUACCUACAUACUAUAAUAUUUAAUAUAUACUAUACAUAUAUAUAUUUACAUUUUAUCGUGUAUGUGUGUGUGUGUGUGUGUGUGUGUAUAAUAUACAUUUAUGGUAUUGAUUUCGUUCGACGGUAUAAAAUUCCGCCGCGCGUCUCCCGGUUGCAUAUUAGCAUUCUGGGAUCCGUUUCUGGCACCGGGCAAUUCUCUGGUUGGCGGCGGCCGAUACAAAUUUACCACGAUAGUAUCAUGUUAUGAUGCUGUUAUUGAUUUCGAAUUGCUCCGUCUUUGACGUCGAUUUCGUCAAAACUUGAGGUCGCACCAUGAUAAUUAAUCGUGUGAUAGUUGACAUCAUAAUCGCGUAAUAUUAUAAUAGUUUACUUUCGGUAUUACUGUGAUAUCGCCGUUUUAACGAGGGAAAUUAAUUUAUAUUCUAUUGUAUCUAUGGUAAUACGUUCGAACCAAACGAUUUAACGCUCAUUCAUACGUAUGUAGUAAUGAAAAAUACAAGCAUUUGUUGUUCACAUUAUGAUAAUAUUAUCAUUAUAACGAUAAAACGCAUGCCGGAUAGUAUGAUAGUAUAGCACAACUCGCAUGAUAACAGCUAUCUUGAUAGCAACUAUUACGAUUUACUAUCAUCAUGUGACCGUGGAUUCUGAUGAGCGUCUCGGGGGCAAAAUUGUGCGACCAAUCAGAAGCGUUAAAUUUGUCAUCACUAUUUUGCAAAUGUUUUUUGUUCAUUUUGUAACUCUAUGGUCUGCCACUAUAUGCGAUUUUAACAUUUGUUUGUUUGUAAAUGACUUAUUAUAAGAUAAAUGGGGAUAUUUCACACUAUUAAUAUUUUUUAAUUCCUUAGAUCCAUAAGUAAUUAGAUGUCGCUUUAAGGUUCUUUUAUAACUAAAAUGUAUUAGACACCAUUCACAUUAGCUCUUCUAUGUUACUGGUUCCAAACUCUUCCAUAUAAUUAUAUAUUUUGUAUGUUAUAAUUAAAAUAUAUUAAGUAUAACACUUGUAUGUGUAUGAAACACUUGUAUAAUUGAUGAUUAUUAUAUCACAUUAUAAUUUUUAUAAAGGAUGAUAAGAAAUGUGAUUUUUACAAAUUAUGAUAACAAAUGUGAACGCUUCUGAUUGGUCGCGCAAUUUUGCCCUCGAGACGCUCGUGGAUUUAGGGCUUUUGGUCACCUCCAUUACUGAACUCGUGUCAAAAACAAUCCUAGGUUUAUUAUGGAAAUGGAAAAUUAUGUUAGGUGGGUCACAUGAGAAAAACUACGAAAAAAAAAAAUCGUAAACAAUUUGUUUUGCGAUUGUCAGUAUCGAGCUCGAUAAAAUAGCUGGUUUUUGAGUGUAGUAUUGGUCCACUAAUCAGUGGCGUACCUGUGGGAUGUGAGAGGAGCAUUCGCCCCUCAUGGAUCUUAUAAUUAUAUAUGUGAACUGUUAUUUGUUAUUAGUAUUUUUAAUUUUUUUUUUCAUAAAAUACAUUUUAAAAAAUGUAUAAAUAUUAAAAUAUUUUCGUUAUCUAUGGUCGAACCGGGUCAAGGUUUCUGGUGUUAUCAUUUCAGCGGUUCGACCGUUUUUUCUUAUCAUUGAUUUCUAGUUACUAAAUAAAUGGGCCAGGAUCGCUUAUGCGGGCUUGCACUGUUGCAUAUUUGCCAAGAAAUAGUUAUACCAGUGGAUGAUAUCAUUUGUAUUACACAUUUAUAACAUAUUACCUAUAUUUUAAUAUUAUAUUUGAUUAAAUAAAAAUUUCUUAUUUUACAUAUGUAUGAAAAUGUUAUAUUUUACAAAUAUAAAAAAAGCCCAGUAUAUUUUACCUCCCUCUAAGAAAUGCCUGGGUACGCCACUGCCACCAUCAGUUAUUUUGUAAAUGUAUCGAUAUCCCUAACCAGAAGAGCAAUACAAUAAAACAUUAUCGCACAUGCAACGAUUACAAACAGAGAAUACUUAGGUGCUGAAUCGGAUACCAGAAUGUUUAUAUGCCUCCCGGUUUACGUAUAUAGUACCUAUACAUUAUUAUAUUGGACUGCUUUUACUCGGGAUCUUCGUCUCGCUGCCAUCAGCCGGGCGAAUUUCCGUUUAAUAUUUAAUUUUGACUCUCCCAACUACCUAUAUUAUAUUAUAAACUCUUGGCGUUUGUACCUACCUACUUAUAUAACCUAUACGAUUACAGUUCCGUCAUUCAACCCGAUCGAUAUGACACAAGUGGCACAAAUGUAAUUUACUUAAUAGCGUGCGCCACCGCCGCCGCCGCAUGAUUUUCCUUAACAUACCUAACGAUAUGAACUCUCUAGUGGUCCGUAGAUCGAAACGCUUGCUUGGUAAAUCAAAAUCUCCAAAAAUUCGUUUCUAUUUUAUAGUAUAUGGUAAAUUGUCAGUGUGGACGCUAUUUUAUGUCAAACAUUUGAUCGUUAUCGCGUUGAAUUUUCAGUCAAAUUUUCAUAGAAAAUACAGACUAUUGCAGUCUGAAAUGUCCAUUAUAAUAUUAUGUGUAUCAAAAAUGCAGAAAAGGCACAUGUUCAAAUUUUUUAAUUUUUCAAGAAAGGCAAACUUAGAAGGCAACAUAGAAGGUAACUUCUUAAGCACAAAGAUUUAUAAUAUUUCAUAAAAUUACUGUACAAACUUAUUGAUAAUAUCUAAUACAUAAUAUUGGUUAUUUAUAUAAAAUUUGUUUUUCAACUUUUUGGGAUUUUUUUCGUUAUUAAGUAAUUUUGUUUCUUAAAAAAUGUUUACUAAAUGUAAAUCUUUCAUCUUUGAAUAUCUUUUUCCCGCUACAUUUGUAGACUUUAAGCUGUUCCAUCAGAUUAAAUGAUCUCAAUCUUGGGAACUAAAGUUGUUUUAUAGGUGCGUUAAAGUGAUAAAAAUUAAGUUGAAUUUCAAUAUGAAUUUUGCAAUGUUGUGGAAAGAGUCGCAGUGAUGCCUCUAGACCUUGGCUAUGAGGGGAAAGAGAAACAAUCAAAACAAUAAUAUUAAUGUACACAAUAUUACGAUAUUUUUCAUCUUUUAGAAUUUAGAACCCCAUCCCUCAAAACACAAUUGUGUUACAAAUAGGUUACAUCAUUAAAAACAAAUCAUCAUAGUAUAUAGUAUUGUAUAAACAUUUUUUUUUUUUAAUUUCCUGUAAUAUAAAAGGUUUUACGUCAAAAUAUCUCCGUCAAAUUAUCUUCAAUAUCAAAAAAAGAAAAAGAAAUAUUUCCACUGUCCCCCAACCAAAGAGGUUUUAUUUAAUUAAGGAAAUUAAUUAAAUAAACAUAUGCAUAUAAAAAAAAAUAUUAUUUUACAUUCAAUCAUCUCUUGUCUGAACUUUUAUCGAUUAUGAUCGAAAUAAAUUAUUUGUAUUGGUUAGUUCCAUGAUAGACGGAAGUACUUAGUACAAUUAUUAUUAUCAUUAUUUCUGUCAGUUGCCUAUAUAGUAGACACCGAAAAUAACUGCGAAAAUAACUCAUAAUGAUCGAUAGUAUCACAAACAGUAUACAUUGUAUUUUAUUUAAUAAAAUUUCAACUUUAUUAAUCUGUUAAAUAUUAAAGUAAUAUUUUUAAGAAAAUGUUUUUACCGGAGAUAUUUUGUUGGGUCACCAAUAAGUCUUUAACCAAUCGUUUCUCUAGCCACAAUGUAAUCGAACCACUGUUUUUCCGUUUGCUCUCGUUCAUUAUUCGUCAAUAUAUCGUCAAUCAUAUCAUUCUUAAUUGUUAUCUCAAGGAGAUAACCGGUCUAAGCUCAACCUGGUUUAUAUAUGACCACGAAUCACCGCGGUUGUGUACGUUAUGGUUAUAUCUGUAAUUGUGCCGUGAAUAUAAUAUGUUUAUGAUUUCGGUUAAGAUCUUUUAUUGAUAAGAAAAAAAAAAAUAAUGUCAAUUAAUUUAUUGAUUAUACCUAUUUCUAGGCCAUUGUCAAAUAUGCUAAAUGCCAAAUGCCAAUGAAGGUCCACCUUUCUUGGGAAAGGGGGGGCGAUUCCACCCCUUAUCCCUCCCAAUGUUAUUACAGAAUAUUACAAAAUGUCUCUGCGUGGAUUUUGAGAUUGUUUCGAAAUUUCACUUUAAAUAAUUACGCUUUUCGUCAUUUCGAUUUAACGAGUUUCGCUAUGAUAUUCGGUGUAACCAUGUGCGGCUUCCCGUAUUAUAAGUCGUGGGCUGCUUUUGUAUUACAUAUAAUAUCAUCCGGAAAUUGCCUAAGUGCUCGGCCUUUCUUAACUCGGAUUUGGGUUAAUACGAUGACGCGGAUGUCAUUUAGACAAAAAGUAAUAACGAUAAUAAUAAUUUCAAAGUUUCGGCUAACCACGGUUAUAUAGGUAUCCCGCGGUGCUCGCCGUUGUUCCGAAACGACUGAAUACUAUACGGACUCGACCUCGGAAAUGCUUUACGUAGAGAUUGGUCGACGGAAGUAUAAUAAUAUAGGUGGGUAUUUAAUUUCCUUCCCGCAGAGACGCGACGUAGGUACGUAUUUGCUCAAGGAUUUACAGGUCGGUGGAAUUCUCGGAUAUUUUUAUUUGUUUUAGUUUUCUUUUUGUUGUCGUUUCGACGGCAGGCGUCCGUGUAUACUCCGGUUCGAGCUAAAACCAAUUUCGCAUUGUCCAAUACAUGCGCCUUACGGACAAACCGUAAAAUUUGUAAUAUAAAAUAUUAUUAUGCUGUAUAGGUACUGUGCGUGCGUACCGUUGUCGGCGACAGACAAAUACCGGGUACACAAUAUUAUUUUCGUUAUAAGACGGUAUAUUAUAUUACUCCCGGGCGUAUCGAUUUGGCGGAAAAACUUGAUUCUUUUUUUUUUUUUUACGGUCCGCACAAAAGACAAUUUCGCCGUUGUUUUUGUAAUUUUCCAUCUCGACAACGUUAAUAUUCGAAUGUUGCGUCUCGAGCACAAGAGCGAAAAACAAUUACUUACUGACGUUUUAUAUUAUGUUACACUUAUAACAUUGUUUUUAUCGGGACGGUACCUACGUCGUCUCGUAAUAACAAUUCCGCUCGGAAUGACACACAAUUAUAUUAGGUGCACAGACAAUAUCGUUUCCUACUAUGUAUAGGUAGGUGUACUGUGAAAACGAAUUUACGAUACGUUUUUUUUUUUUGUUUUUUUUUUUUAAAUUUCAAUUAGCGUAAGUGUCAAACGCAAACGCGCCACGGGACUAUUUUCUGUAUCUGCGGCACUCUAUAAUAUAGCUGCUGGACGUUUUUAACGGAGAAUGUCAUUUCGAACAAAAUAAUAUUAAUAAUAAUAAAAUAUUUCUGCCGUCUCUGCAGAAGCCGUGUUUGCGGACACGUGUGCGUCCGUAUUUCCAGUUCGUUUGCUCGUAUACUUUUUUUUUUCGAAUGUACGCUAUUAAAUUGGAAUAUUCUCGCAAAAUAUAGCCGAAAACACCGUAUAUAAAAACUGCACGGGACUUCUGGGACCACGGUUUACCCAUUAUAUGUAAUAUUUGCGGUAGUUCAUCGUCGGAGAAAUCCGGUGGCGUAAUCGGUAAUUUGUUUUGGACGAGUGGGACGCGUAUAAUAUUUUAUACAUUUUCCCGCAGUUAUAUUAUGCGAAACGGCCUCCUACGCUCCCGCAGCCGUCGUUGUUGCGUGUUGUACCGUUUUUUUUUUAUUAUUCAUUUUUUUUUUUCGUCAGAACGCGUUUGUUCCGAAUGAUUAGGUACCUAUAUUUUAUUUUUUUUCUGUACGACGGAUAAGGAAGAUAUUUUUUCCCCUUUUUUUGUUGGUCGUUUUUUCGCCGUGGAAAAAAAAAAUAUAACGGGCAAUUUCAAAAUCGCCUGCGCGUAAUAAUAAUAACGCGUAUAAAAUAUACGAAUCGACAAUAAUUAAAAAUACCCCCGGGAAAUUGUCAUUUCGCCCGUUAGUUUGUAAAUCGCGUUCGUGCGUCCGCGGCGCCUACGUAUACCUAUGCGCGCAUACCUAAUAACGGAUUACUUUCACGCAAAAAACAACGGAAAAACAAAGCGGCGAAAAAAAAAAAAAAAACAAAAACGCACGGACCCGAUCCGAUAUUAUCACGUGCGCGCUUCAAGUCGGCGACCCCAAGUCUGCGGUUAUUUUUACAACAAAACACGUAUACAAUGAACGCGCGCGUAUAUUAUUGUAUAGGUAUACCGCUUAUUUAUUUGUCACGCGGCGCAAUCGCGAUCGUGUGAACCGCGACGGCGGCGGGCGGGCUAAUUUUACGUCAGGCGAUAUUCCUAUUUGGGGGGAGGGGGGUCGCGCGACCGUUACGCGGUGGCAACACGGUCGCGUGUGUAUAUAUAUAUAUAUAUGUAUAGUAGAUAUCCCGGGGGUAACCGGCGGGUGGGUGGGGGGGAGGGGUGGUUUUCGGCGGCGGAGGGAAAGGAAUUACCCUCCGGCCCGCGGGGUAUAUCCAUUGAGCCGCCCCUCGAUCGCGCACUCGCCGAUAUCCUACGCCACGCCGUAUUUGCGCACCACGCUCCGCCGCGUCCGCGCGACGACGUUACCUGCGUCGUACAAUACACGAGUAUAUAUUAUGGCCCGCUCGCAUCGCGUUACCGCGAUUACGGCGACCGCGCCAAAGUUUGAUUUACCGUCGCCGUUAUCCGCGGCCGUCACGCCGCCGUCACGACCGGCCGGUCGCCGUAUACGUACACGCGUGUGCAGGCGCAUUAGGCGAUACGCGGCGAAAACAGGCACUCGAGGGCGUGUUCGAGUGCGGGGGGCAGACCGGCGCGCCGGGCCCGCGCGAGACGCGGUCGUCACCGUCGUCGCUCCGGGCGCGUUAACAUUUUCGGAACGUUCGGUCCAAACGAGCGGCUCUGCGGCGAUACGUUAUGCAUUGCCCUUUAAUUUCUGUCACGCCCUUAUUUUACUUUACGUGCGUUAUGUACCUACAGUUCAGGUUUAAACACCUACAUAAUAUCCAAACUGAAAAUCCAUAUUAAUACUGAGUUUUCGAUACAAGUCGCUGUUCGAAAAUCAAAAGUGGGCAUUUGACCCCGUUAAAUAAGGUCGACAAAAAACAACGGCGACAUUUUAAAGCGUAUCGUUUCUCGAAUUUUCCGAAAACUAGAUAUUAUAAUAAUACGUACUCUCCGAAAUAAAGAGUGUCUUUGACGACGUAUUGUUGAUCACUUUGUGCAAAAUUGCUACGUGGAAAACGAAAUUUCGAAAAGCAUAUCUGAUCCAUUCGAAAAGUGCGGAAUAUUCAGCGUAAAGCAAAACAUCGAAUAAUUAUAAUCCCAAAAUGAUUAGCUUUUAUAGCGGCGGUUCUCGCAGCGCGUCCGUCAAACCCAGGAACCGCCCGGGUUGGGAGGGUGGUCAUUUGCAACACCUUUUAAUAAUUUUAACUUUUCCCAUAAAUAAAAUUAAUUAUAAAUACUCCUACUUUGUUAAUUUAUUUUCACGAUAAUGGCCAAAAUAUUAAUGAAGGAUCAAGUCGUUUGGGGUUGGUUUAUUAUUUGGGGCUGAUUCACCGACGAAGAUAUGAAAACAAAGCAUUAAUAUUGGACAGUAAAUUAAUAAAAAAUAUUGAUAAUUUCCAGAUCGAGUUCUAGACGGUUUUCGAUGGAUAAAUAAAUGUAACCGAUACAUUUAUAUUUAUAUAACAUUUAUUUUAAAUUCGGAGCGAGGAAAUGCAAUGGUUUUACCUUUUUUUUAACAUCUUUAUGUUUAUGUCUUUAUUUUUUUAUACCGAGUAAAAAACGUCUACCAGAAAUCUUAUGCCGAUGUAUCAUGGUGUAGCACCUUUUCUGAAAGAAAAUUUUAUCUAGUUGGUAAUUUAAAGAGGUCAUUUUUUUGAUUUUCCGAGCGGUUUUUAUGAUAAUUUGAAAAAAACGUAGGGAUAAACGGACGAAUAGUAAUGAUUUCAUUAUUUUUAAUUUGUACGCCUUAUGUUUUCUACCAGAAUUAUUGCUCCAAUAAAAAAAUGAAAAGAGAUUAUUGUUGUUGCAUUUUUAAUCUAGUUGGUGAUUAAGAAAGUCGUUUUUUUUUGAUUUUAUCUGUGGUUUUUUUAAUAAAUGAUCAAAACCGAAAGAAAAAAAAAACGUAGUUAGAAAUGGAAAAUGUACGAAAAUAUAAUGCUUUUAUUAUUUUCAAUUUGUUUUUUUGUAGUAAUUCAGUUAAAAAUAUUCGUAGAAACUUGAAAUUUGGACAGAUAAUUUAUAAUGGCCUUUUCUAGACGUGGUAAUAUGUUCAAAACUGAGCCAUUUUUACUAUUUAUAGAUAUUUAAAUUUUUAAAUUUUUAAAAUUUAUUUUAAAUAAAGUAAUUUUUAUUCGGUAGGUACUCUGGUGAUGAAAUAGUUAGACUAAACAGAAAUAAUUGAAAAUUCAACGGGUCAACUAAAAAAAAUUGAGUAAUGUAAUUUAGUUUUUUUUUUUUUUUUAAGAAUUUAAGUAUCAAAUAUUGACGAAAAUCGUAAUAUAACCGAACUUCGCUCCGAAUUCGAUUUUCGUUACCAACGAUUUAUCAUUGCUUAUAAAUAUAAAUUAUUUAACUUGAUGUAUAAUCCUAUCUUUCUAACUUCCCACCUACAACAGUGGCACACCCACUAUUAACGUAUUUAGAACUGGUAAACAAAUGUAGUCGUAUGUAAACGUAUUUUAAACAUAUGUUGUUUUAAUAUACUGAUCAUUAGUAAAUGCAAAUUGUAAAUGUAUAGAUUGUUAGGUGGUGUGGAGGGCGAAGCCCCGUACGGUUUUGAUUGACCUCCCAAAAAUAUUUUGCACCCAGUAAACUAAUAAGCUCUGUGAACUUUCAUGGUCAAACUGUAUAACCAUUUUCCUAGAUCGAACGUCGUAGAGAAAUAUUAGUCACGCUUUAAUGUCGGGUAGCGCGUAUCGGAUUCGGGAAAAUGUUUUUCAGUAUAAUAUUUCUUUAGAAAUUCAUUUAAUUUGACGAUAGAAUAAUACAAUAUAUAUAUAUAUUUUUUUAAUAUCCUGUAGGGCUUUAUUAUUUAAACGACCUAAAUGCCUAUAUAAGUAUGUUUAACAGUGCGUUUUAUCUUACCAUACUAUAGUUGCUAAUAUAUAUUUUAUCCGUUGAUGAAUUCGCUUUUUCGAUGAAGUAGCGCCUGCUCUUAAUCUAAAUUCUGAAAAAUAAGUAGUAUGGUUUCAGAUGCUUUUGACGUACAAUGUCCUUGUAUAGUUGUCUAAUAGUUGGAUGGCCAUUAUUGGAUUGACAUGUUUAUCUAGCAUCGUCUCGUGUUUGCGAACAAACCUCGUAAACUCCUUGGAUUUCGUCUGCUAUCGCAGGCAACAUCGCGAUGAAUUACGUCGUUUUUCUCAAAUCUAGGUAUGUUAGAUUUACUGGUAUGAUCCCACAUUUGAAUAUUUCAUGGUCCAAAUCGGUUUUAUAAUGGCUACAGUGCUACAUAUAGUACGCGUUUGUUUUCCACAGUUCACUCGGAUUGGGGUCCAACUAACCAAUCGAGCUUAUAAAUUGUUUACUUUAAUCUGUAUUUUUUUCUGACGGACGUGAUGUUUUCAGUUUAAACGACAAUCAAGGUGCAUUCCAACAUAUUUGCCGAAAUUUUACGGGAUUGCAGUUUGAUUCCGUGCAAUUAACGUGUACCGAUUUAUUUUCAUUUAGCAACGUUUUACAACGUUUCGUCCAGGCAAAAAUGUUGUUUAAAGAGCAUCAAAUAUUUUUUUAUUUUUUUAAGGAGGGGGAUACUAAUUACUAUUAAGAAAUUUCGAAAUAAUUAUUCGGAGAACGUACAAAUUACCGAGAAAUAUUAAACAAGAAAAUAAAAUGACCGAUAGCGUACCUAUAUUUUUCCAGAAUUUUAUUAUUAUAAAAUUGAUAUUGGUUUUAUAAAUUAUUCUGCUGUGGUUCUCAAUCUUUUUUUAACAAUGACCCAAAUUUUCCUCGGAAAUUUAUCGCGACCCACAUUGUUUUACUUUUCAAAAAGUAGUUUAUGAAAAUAGCCGGGAAAAAUCAAAAAAGGUCCUCAUUAAAGUACCACUCCAAUCAGAUUUUCUUUGAGAAAAAGUGCUAAACUUAAAAAUGGGAGUAAAAUUGUCGGUAGAAAAGUUGUCCACAGAUAAAUCAAAUAAUAAUUAUAAUAAUAAAAAAAAAACAUUAUUGUAAAUACAUUAUUUUCCCCGCUCAGAAUCUAAAAACAUAAAUUUCUUGGAUUCUAUAUAAUUCAAAACAAUUUUCGCGACCCACCAAAAAUUAACUAGGGACUCACCAGUGGGUCACGACCCACAGUUUGAAAAAACGCUGCAUUAUAGGUUUAUGAUCUAUCAAUAUUGAUUAUAUUAUUAUAAUAAAUCAAAUGGCUUUUUCAAACUUUUUUAGGCGUCAUAUAACAACCUUCUGAUAACCUUAAUCUUAUUAUAGUUGUCCCUCAGUUAUAAGGGGGCUAUUUUAUACAGGUACUUAGACAAUUUAUACUGACUGACUGCAAAAUAAGACAUGAUUAAAAUAUGAUAAAGUAGUCUAAUAAUUAUAAUAAUUGUAUUUUAUCCUGAUAAGAAAAAUAUUGUUCCCAAAAAGUACGGUUUAGGUGAUAUUUGUUAGAAUAGACCUUAAUAAUAGUUGUAUUUAUUCUAAUAAGAAAUACAGUUUUCAAAAAAUACGAUUUAUGUAUUUCAUUUUCUCGUUUAAUAUUCCCCGUAGCAUAUUAUGUUUUCGCCAGAAAUAUUAUUCCGUUCAAUUAUAAUGAUUCCCCGACCGUACGGUCCCUUUGAAUAUUUUCCUCUGAAUUUCGGACGAUUUCGAGUUUUUCUCUUAUUGAUUUCUAGUUUCCUUGGUUACCUACCUACCUACCGUGUGACUGCAGUAUAAUAUACCUACCUACCGUGUGACUGCAGUAUAAUAUAACUACCUACCCUAUAAAUGCGAUUGACAUUCAUUAAAUUUAUUUCGGUUAGGUCGAUAAGUCUGUUAGGCGGGAAUUCACCCUCGACGGCUUUUUACUUGUUUCUCUCGCGGUAUAUAUUUUAUUCGUCGGCUUUUCCCCCCUCCCUUUACCCUCUCCAGCGUAUAUUGUUAUGUAUAUGCGGAGUACGGAUUUUGGUUAUAGACAACGCAAAAUCACCGGAAUAAUAAUAUACACUAUAUACCCUAUACGAGCUGGAUAUACCAGCUGGUAAUACUAUAAUACCGACUGACGACGGCGGUGGCUUUUAAAUAUUCGAAUAUUUUACUACCGUUCCCGGGCACGAUGACCUGCCCGGACGAAGCGAAUGAUGCGGACGUAAAAAACGGAUAUAUGUAUAAAAAAAAAGCGAAACCGUCUACAGGCGCACGCCCACGCCCGCACGCACAUACACCACGCGUGUGCGCACAAGUUCGAUACGCGACCCACGCGUGACCAUAAUAGUCCGGCCCCACCGAUAAACGUUGAAUAAUAUUACUGAAAAAGAAACGAAACGGAAAAAAAAAAGGAAAUUAUUUAUUCUAUACAUCAGCCGAGCCGGGAAUAUUAACAAUACAAUACGCGUACACUGACCGUGUGCGACACGAGUCGUUUCGUCAUUUAGUCUGGCUUCGGAGAAUUAAAAAAAAAAAAAAAAAAGCGAUGUAGAAACGAAACGAACAAAUAUUCAGAUCGAGCGAUAGGAUAAAAUAUACGAAUCUCUAUAAAUAUAUGCAAAGUUUACACGUCCGGAUUAAACAUUUUUUUUAUGGAAGACAACAAAAAAACUCUUUAAACACCCAAAAGAUUUAAACGAAAUCGCUGUAGACGCUUAUUAGACGAUAAUUAUAUCCAGCUUUAGAAAUUAUUACUAUACAAUAUUAGUUAUUAAUACGAAAUUUGUUUUUCGAUUUUAGAUUCUGAGUGGAGUUUAUGGUUUUAAAAGAUGUUUAUUUAUUUAUUUUUUUUAUUCUAUGGACAACUUUUCUGCUAAAGAUCUUGCUCCGAAUUAUAAGUGUAGCACCUUUUCUAAAAAGUGUGAAGAAGUACUUUGUGAAGGUCAUUUUUCAAUUUUCUCAAGUGUUUUCCCAGCAAAUGUGAACAAAUAGGAAAAAAACAUGGGAAAACCGGGAAAAAGUAGGGAAAAUGGGAAAAUCGGUACAAUAAACAAAUAUUAUUAAAGAAAAUAAAUAAUGCCUAUUUAAUUAUUUCACAAUAACACGACAUAUAUAUUGUUGACAAAUCAUUACUAUCGACUGAAAUAUUCACUCAGAGUUAUCUUUUUGUUAGUUGGUUUAUCGCUGCUCACAGUUAUACAUUAAAUUACCUAUAACAGUGGUUGUAUCCGUCCUAAUUAUCCUGGGACAGCUUCCUCCCCCCCCAUAGAUAACGAAUAGGUAUUCUUGUAUUUUUUUGAACAAUUUUGGUUCGUGUCUUUUCCACAUUUACCUAUUCAAAUCAUAUCCGUUUAGGCGUAAUUGCAUAUAAUGGAAACCGAUCAAAUGGAAAUCUCUCGUCCCACGUUGGGAAAUCGAUGCACGCAAUAAUAUAGUAUACCAACCUACGUGCGUAUUAUUCAAUGCAAUUCAACGUAUUACUGGCGCCUAUAUUAUCAUAUUUGUGAUAAUAAUUAUUAUAAAUAAUUUAUAGAAGGCUAUGUAAUAAACGUGCUGAACAACUUCACGCGUAUACAUAGCUAUACAGAGUUACGUAAAAAUAUAUCUGUAUAAUACGUUAUUGAAAUGUGACUCGCCGGUUGUAUAUUAUUAUUGUUGUUAUUGUUGUUAUUAUUAUUAUUAUAGUUUUUACUUUUUACGUCUGAGACUGUAUAACAAUUCGAAACAACACGUAUUUUUUUUAAACAUUUUUUUUUUGUUAUUUAUUUUUAUAUAUUAGAUAAAUAUAUAUAUAUAAAAAAAGUAAUGAUAAUAGUAAUAAGCUAGGGCAAAAUCAUUCGACAUUUUUCGGAACAUUAAAAUAUAUUUUAUACGAUUAUUAUGUAAUAUUAUGGACUCUUAUACAUAUAUAUUAUAUAAAAACGGUGUUUGCAUCUAACUUAUAAUUAUUUUGUAUUGCAUGUCUACCAACUCGUUUUUUUCGCGUAUAAUUUAUUUUUAUCGUGUUUUGACUUAAUAAUUUUAAUAGACUUUUUAUUCUAUAUAUAUUUAUAUUUACCCACCUAUUUUUUUUUUUACAAAUUAAAAAUUGAAUAUAUUUUUUAGUUAUUACAAAUAUAUAUUAUAAUUUGGCUGGGGAAAAUCAUUAUGCUUGUAAAAACUCGAAAUUUUGACAAAAAAAAAAAAACUGAAAAUAAAAAUAAAAUUACGUUUAUAAUAGGUGUGCCGACUAUAGAACGUAACAUUGAACGAUUUAGCGACGAAAGCUCUAAGAAGGCAGAUUCGGAUUCGUAUUUGGAUACAUGGACUGAUAGCGAUCCCACGCCAAUGAACUAUUCACCCCCGAAGACCGGGAAUCACGACGACAAAAAGGUAUUUUUGUUUUGUCAUUUUUCAAACGGAACGUGAUCGCGUUACAGAAACAAAUAAAAACGUCGAUAUUAAUAGAUAGACUAAUGGAUUUGUUUUUACAGGAAACGGCUGGUGUCGUGGAAAAGGAAAAGAAGUCUAGAAUUUUCCAAAGAGACCGUACUUCAUCGUCAAACAAAUAUAAGAAGUCUUCGACGCCUGCAAAGCAAUCUAAUGAUAACGAUCAUAAUCGCUCAAACACGGGCGGUACGGGAAAUUUGUUUUUGGCAGAAAAUGUUAGCUCCAUGGCCGAGGUAUUUCGUGACAUAAUGUUAAUUAUGAAUUAAUCUCGACAGUGUUCUUACAUUUGUUUUCUUAUGCUAGGCAAAUGUUCAACAUACUCUGAAAUUAUUGUAGUUCUUAACAAUAUUUUGUCAUUAUCAGAUAAUAAUCAUGGUUUAAAAUAUACUACUUAAUAUAUUUAUAACUGUAAUUUAAGUUACAAUCACAUAUAUAUCAAUGAAUAAAACCAUCAGGAUAAAGAGAUAGGAUAAAUCUAUUUAUGUAGUCUCUCUACAUUACAGUAUCCAUACAAUUUGUUUAACAAGAGUAUCUAUAGUUUUACAAGGCUUUCUUUUCUAAUAUGUUUCACUACAAAAUAAUACAUUGUUUAGUGCAUUAGUGGGGAAAAGUAGGUAGUAAUACAUUUUUAUCAAUUUUUUAGUGAAAUAAAACAUAUUAUAUAAAUAUUAAAACUAAACAAAUUUGGUUAUGUUGCAAAAACUUAUAUUAUGUACCAUUUUUCUAUGUGGUGGAUUUUAAUAAUUUGUAUUAUGCUGUGCUUAUAGCCCAGGAAAGCAUUGAUGGAACAAUUGUCUAAAGUUAUGCCACCAGAAGACAAAAUGCCGGAAGUAUUAUGUUUAAUACACUAUGCUGAUCCAUUAGGUAUACAGCUUGCAGGAAAACUUCAGAAUUAUCAAUUUAAAGUUAUUACACCAGCUGGAUUAGCUGAUGUUCGUGCAACUUUUGUAGUUAUUGUUAAUAAGAUACAAAAAUAGUAAGUAACAAAAACUGGAUUUCAUAGGCACAUACUUAUUUGUUUGUAAAAUAUAGGACAUCUGAUAAGUUUUAAUUUAAGAUUCUCUUACCCCAGUGUAAAUGCUGCUAAUUGUUUGUAAUUGAUAUUUAAGAUUAUAAAUUCUAGAUUUUGAUUUUGGAUUACCUACUGAUAAUGUAAUCUUUAUUCACCAAGUUUGUUUUAAUGGAUUAAAAUUGCAAAUUAUGACUUUAUAGUCUGGAAAUAUUUCUGGUCAUUAAUAUUAAGUGCUUUUCAGACAGGAAAAUAUAAAUAUAUUUUGGAUAUUGUUUACAAUAUCCUUAGUGAAUCUUAAUAACCUUAGUGAAGAAUACAUUUUUAAUAUUUUGAUUUAAAAUUCAACAACUUAUGUCAAUUUAAUAACUAACCUCAGAAAGAAAACAAAUAUUUUACUUUCCUGGUCACCAAUUUGCUAAUUAUUAUUAGUACUAUAAAUUAGCAUGUACAUGCGAUAGCAAAAAAAAAAAGUAUACAAUUAUGAACUAAAGUGACAGUGAUGGUAUUUAAAAUGUCAAAUAAAGUAGAACUAUACAAUAUUACACCAAGUGGAUUUACAAUGAUUAUUUGGUGUCUUGAUGUCUACCAUACAUGUUCUGUAACAGUUCAAGUCAAAUAUUGUUUCCAAUAUAUUGAUUAUUUUAUUGAUGCAAUAUCCUAAUUUUUAUAAUAUAUUUACAUUUUUCAUGUGAGUUAUUGUUAACACCUCAUUUAAUUUACUUGGAAAAAAGAAAGAAAGCCAUAAAAAACAAUUGAUUAAACUUGCCUACCUUUAUAAAGUGUAUUAACUACUUUGCCAAUGGCUAAAGUAUAAUAUGGAGCUAUAUAAGUUUUUAAUUAUUAUUUGAAAUAACAUAAAUUGAUUUAUGUUAACAUAGUCCAUUUAUAAUUAUUAUAUUAUUUGAUAAAUAUAUAUGUCAGGCAUAUAGUCGAAGAAUAUUAUUUUUGUGAGAUUUUACUAUCCAUCUAUACAUUUGGUUAAAUGCCUAGAUAUCUAGCUAAAUACCUAAUUCAAAUCAGGCGAAUAAUGAAAAUUUAACUAUAUUUUUUUAUUAUUUAUUUAUUGCUAUUCUAUAUAAAAAUUAUACAUAAUUUAAUAAUAUGUAAAAUAUAUAGGUAUAUGAAAUAUUUUUAAUUUUGUAUCCUUAGGUACUAUUGUUUUGACAUUUAAAUUAGAAAUAAAUAUAUGUAACUAAUAAUUAGGCUUGUAAUUCGGUAACUAUGGUACGAAUAUAAAAUAUGAAUAAAAAGUUUUAUUAUAAUUAAAUAUUUCAGUUAGUUAUUAGUUACUACUUUUUCUUACAUGUAAUUUUUUGGUGACAUUUAUUAGAACAUUUAACAAAACCUUGGCCGUUGAAAUUUAAUAAAUUUUCUACAGUUUCAUUUAUGGAUAUAAAUUUGUCUUUAGGUACUCUACUAUCUUAUAAACCAUUAUUUGAAAUCAUAAAUAUAUAGAUAAAGUUUUUGUACUAUAAUAUAUGGUAAUUUUCAAAGGUAAAAACCUAUGGAAGUGAUAUUUUCAUAUUGUUGGAAUAAAUAAUUAAUAAGAACAUAUAUUUAAUCUUUAAAAAAAUAUAUACAUGUUUAAUUUUUAUAAUUUUCCUGACUUGAAAUAGGCAUUUAACUAAAUGUCUUGACAUUGAAACAUGGCAUGUUAUACCAGUAAUAAGUCAGCUUGGGAAAAAUUUGUGCUCUAGUGCUCUUUGAGCUCUGCUGCUCAUGUGUUUUUUUCAAUCUUAUGAUUGGUUAAAAAAUCUAUGUUUCUCUUUUUAUAUAUAUGUUACUUUAAGGUUUUUUAAACUCUGCAUAUUAUAUACAUUUUUAUGCAAUAUAUAUUGUAUUUAUUGCAUUAAUAGUUGAAUAUCAUUGUAAUUAUAUUAAAACAUAUUUUAAUGUUUUUAGCUGUAACUCCAAUCCCAAACCACCGAGUCAGAUGAAGAUUUUACUUGCUGGUUCUGAUAGUUUUGUAAACCAUGUAUUACGACAAUACGUAGAACAGUUAUCAUUUAAGCCGCCUGACUGGAUGAAUUAUAUAAAAUUUUAUAUAAUACCAUUGGGUAAUGAUCCUUUUAUAUUUAAAAUGUCAUAUUUGUAAAAUUAAUGCCCGACUAUUUAUUUGCAGGGAUAAAUACACUUUCAAGAUAUUUGGGUACAGUUGACAGUUACUAUGGAACAACUUUUCUUUUCAAAGAGGAUUUUUGGAAAGAACAGUUGGAAUGUGGUGAUGGAUCAGAUAUUAUCAAUAAAAUUCAAAAUUAUUUAUUGGAAGCCACAAACACAGUUCAGUUACAAAUAGCUGAAGCCAUGUUAUCAUAUAAAGAGAGAAGGUAAAUAUUGGAGUGAAGGGAUAGAAAAUAGUUUUAAUUGUGAUAUAUUAUUUUUAAUAACUAAAUGUUUGCCUUUACAGUUCAGAUGAUGAAGCCUUGCAAAUUUUUAUUCCAUUUGUUAAUGUAAGUGUAUAUUCAAUUUUGUAAAAACAAAACUAUAUUGUUAUAUUAAAUUUAUAAAAAUUAUUAUAAUACAGAUUAUGCAAUUAAUAAAUAAUAAUUUUGUUUGUAUAUUAAAUAUAAUAUUAUAUAGGUCUAAUAGCGCUCAAUUAAAGUCACUAUUUGUUACUUUAUUUUGUAACAUUUCAAUUUUGAUUAAUUUUAUCAUUUUAUGUACUAUUUUUAUAUUUAAUUCCAUUAAAUUGUUUUUAAUAUCAUUAUUAAUUUAUCUAGUGCUAUUCAUUUUUAUUUACACACUAAUUAUUUUAAUGUGUAAUCUUAUUAUGUUUUUAUCAUACAAUUAUCUAAUCAGAUGGCUGGAAUAAUAAUAAAUGGACAGAGAUAUACUUUUAAUUAUAUUUAGUAUUACAAUAUGUGCUAUACUCUUAUAUUUAUAAUAAUAAGUUAUGUAUAGUUUUUGUACUAUAAUUUACAAUACUUACAUUUGUUAAUUUUCUCAUUGUGUUCUAUUUUGGUGAUAUAAUAUGUUCAUGGUAAAAUGGAUGAAUUCAAAUAUUGUUAAAUUACUUUAAAUAUUUGUUUAGAUUAUUUAGUAUCUGUUUUUUUUUUAUUAUUAUUUUGGUGAUAUUGGAGAUAGACUAAAUUGAAACAAAAAAUAUUUUUAAUACUGAAUUUGAAACUUCCAUAUAUUUAAACAAUUUUCAAUGUAUUUUAUAUUUUAAAUCACAUGGUCAAUUAAAGAACAAACAAUUAAAGUUGAAAAUUCCAAUUCUGUGCUAAACCUCACUUAACCAUAAUAUAAAGUUAUUUUAUCAUUCAUGAUCAAAUAUAAUCAUAAUAAUAACAAUACAUUUCUCUUUCUGCCUUGAUUCCAGCUUUAAAAAAAUAAAUAGAUUUACUAUUUUAAACCUUUUGUUUACUAUUGUAACUUUUUCUUAUCAUAUACCAAAUACAAAUUAUGUUCCAAUGUACAAUAUUUUUUUGGAUAUUAGGUUAGGAAAUUUAUUCUAAUUGCAAUGUAAAUAAUAUUUAUAUAUUAAAUUGGUUUAAUAUAUCUAAAUUAAAUUUAUUCAACCCUGAUAUAAAUUAAAUGAUUCAUUUUUAAAAUUUUAAUUUUUGUAAAAGUUUGAACUAACUAUAGUUAUCCUGGUUCACUUAAUGUAAAUAAUAUAUUUGUUAAUUUUGUAUUAUAUAGGACGUAAGAAUUUGCUCAAGUGAUACUACAUAUUCUAACGAUACAGAUGAUCAAAAUUCAGUUAUUAUGGAUCGAAAAUUAAUCUUGGAUAAAACAACACCACCUAAUUCACCAAAUAUUGGCAUGCAAUAUUUACCACCACCUACUAAGCAAGUCAACUGGUAAUUAGUAAUUACUAAACUAAACUAUUUGUUUUACUCUAUUGAAAGUAACACUAAUUACUUUUUUCUUUUAAAGGGAAUUAUGUGAACCACUGGAACUACAACUUGAUUAUUGGUUGGUUCCAAAUGCUAAUAAAGAUCUCAGUAGUCGAGGAAAUGAACCAAACAGCAAGCGUAUGGAUACCAAGUUCUCAUUAAAAACUGGUUUUAAGAGUUUACAUAUCUCAAGAUUAUUUUUGACCAACGAAGAACCACUUUCAUUUUUUACUGUUAGCUAUAUUAAGGAGAAAAAACAAAAAAGUAAGUAAAUUAUAUUUGGUUGAAAAAAAAACAAUUUAAUCUAUUUUGACCUUUUUUUAAUUUACUGUACAAUUUUAAAUAUAUUUAUUUUAUGUAAACAAUUCGAUCUUCUAUAAAUUAAUUUUAUCAUCUACAUUGUGUACCCAUAGUAAAAUUGACAGUAUAUUUUAAGUGGAUAUGAUAGAUAUCUUAAGAUUAUAUCUUAAUGUAUCUUUUGUUUUAAUAUAUAUAUAUAUAUUAUAAAUUUAACUUUCUGAAAAAGUAUGGUUAUCUUUACAAUAUACAUACAUUAUCCACAUGUUUAGAUUGUGAGAGGAGAAAGUAUUGGUUUUAUAAUAAUGUUUAUUUUUUUUCUACCAGAAAUUUUGAUUAGAUUUUCAAGUAAGUCACUUUUCCUGAAAAGAAAUCUGACUGAGGUAGUACUUUAAGGAGGUCAUGUUUUGAUUUCCUUAGGAGUUUUCAUUAAAAAUGGGAAAAACUUAGGGAAACUGGGGAAAAUUUACAAAAUGUUUUAUUUUUAAAUUAUAAAUAUUACAGAUAUACAUUAAAUUUCCCCUCCACCAUCUCAACUUCUUAUUUACAAUAGUGUCAGCUACGGGAAGUAUGUUCCUUUGUUUUUUAUUUUUCUUUUUUUUCAACUUGUAACUAUAUUUCUUUUUUUGCCUAAUAUAUGAAUGCAAUAUAAAAUAACAAUGAUAAAAAUUUGAAACAUUCAUUAUAAUUAUAAACAUUAUAAUAAUAGGAGGUUCAUAUUUUAAAUAUAAUAUAUAAUAGCUGGUACAAAUUAUGUCUAUGCCUUUAACCAGGCCUGUCAGAAAUAUGUUUUCACCAAUAUUCUUCAUAUAAUUGUAGUAAUGCGAUUGGGUAAAAAGAAAGAAAAAGAAAAGGAUAUGGAUACCAAAAAUCAAAUUAUCGACAGCGUUUUAAGAUUGAUUUGCUCUUCAAAAACUCAACACUAUCCACUGACUAGUAAGUUGUUUGCUACAUAAUUUUUUUUCAACUUAUGCAAUUUUACAUUUGUUCUCUAGUUAUAAUUGAUGGAAACGAAUGGACUGGUGUGAAAUUUUUCCAACUGUCUUCACAAUGGCAAACACAUAUAAAACAUUUUCCAAUCGCUGUGUAUUCAUUAGAUUAUCAACCAACGAGCCUGCCACAUUUAAAUCAUGGAAUUUAAAUUACCUAGAUGACUUGAAUAUCUUGGUAAUUACCUUAUUUCAAUCAUUCAAAACUUUUUUUUUUCCUUGAAUUUCAUAUUCCAAUUAAAUAUUUUUAUAUUUCUUGGAUAGUAUAAAAUAAAAUAUCUUGACAAAUAUUUUACUUGUCCACAUAAUUAUACUAUUUUAAUAUUUUAAUUAAUAUGUAUUAUUUUUUUCAGUUAUCAGUUUACAGACAUUACAAAAUCCAUGAUCUAGUUGUCAAAGAUUAUAUUUAAGAAUAUAGUUUUUUUCCCAUUAUAUUUCAUAAAAUUCUUUGUAUGUUUGCUAUACAUAAAGAUACUAAACCCCAUAAAUAUUGUGAACCUUAUAUUCAAAAUUUUAUUAUUGUAACCAAAGACUUCACAUCUUAUUAGUAUUGUAAUAUUGUAUUACAAUGAGUGUGAAUUUUAUUUAUUUGUGAUUUUUAUCAUUUUAAUUACAAGACUAUUUUUUUUUUUAUGAAAACAAUUUUUAUAAUUAUAAUAUAUUACUAUUUAAAUCAUUUAAAACUGAACGCAUAAUAAUUAUAUUCAUUAUUGAACUAUUAAUAUCAAUAGAUUUUAAGAAAUACUAUCUACUAUAAUUUUUCUUAUUAUAUUUCUACUAUCAUAUUAUUAUUAUUAUUAUUAUUAUUAUAUUUAGUGUGUGUUAUAACUCUUAUAUAGACUAUACUUAUUAAUUAUCUAUACAUCACAAUUACCAAUCUCAGCUUUUUACAUGACUGAUAAUCGAUCUCUUACAAAUACAUGAAUCGAGAAUGGUUUAGAUUGGACAAUAAUAUUGUAAUGAGUAGGAAUCGAAUCUCAUUAUGUAAACAACACCUGCCUUUUGAUUGAAAAUGCUUUUUUCUUUUUAGCUCGUAAAAAAUAAUUUAAUACCAUAUAAAAGGUAAAAUCAAAGUUCUAAAUUAAUAUUAUUGACUAUUAUAAGUAAAAAUACAAAUUGUGUGAUACCAUUUAAUUUAUAUUCUUUAUAUAUACCUAAAUUUUUCCUUACUUUAAGUUUCUGGAUCCAGUAAUUUGGGUUGUGCAAAUAAACGCUAACUUGAUCAUUCAGUGUGUUUACUCUAUACAAAUAUGUAUAUAUGUAUAUAAUAAUAUAUUACAUCCUUUUUACCAGAUCACCAAAACACAACCUUUGACACUUUUGAGUUAUAUAUGUUUGACCUACAUAGUGAAAUCAUUCAUUUCAUGAACUGGGUAGUGAAAUUCAUCCAGAUCUUGAAUUUGAAUAAAAAUACAUUAUAUGGACAUCCAUUUCAUGGAAAAAAUAUUACCUAUACCUAUUGUGUACUUUGUAUAGUUAUUAUAAAACAACAUUUUUUAUGUUAUUUAGGAGUAAAUAAUUAUAAUAUAUCAUAGUAAACUGUACUUUUCUAUAUUCUUUUAUAAAAAAAAUUAUAGACAUAUAUAGACAUUAUAGUCAAUAAAUUAUAUUAUAUUACAUUAUUUUAUUUUUCAUAAACCAU
This is a messenger RNA of Cinara cedri, 56623 nucleotides long. The record is from the annotation of a GenBank genome assembly. Lineage: Eukaryota; Metazoa; Arthropoda; Insecta; Hemiptera; Aphididae.